ACCCUCUCUGUGUCUCACAAACGGAGGAGAGGAGGACAGUGAGGAAGAGGAGACAAGAGAGAAGGAGGAAGAAGAAGAAGAAGAGGGAGAGGGUGAAGCACAGAGAGAGUAAACCCGCGGAGAGAUGCCCGCUGGACGGAUGGAUUUUAUUUUCCCCGAGCUGUACGAGCCUCUGUAAGACACCAUGGGCUGCAUAGGAUCCCGGACGAUCAGUAAGCACAUGCCGCUUUCUUUUCCAGCCAUGUGGAGGGAGUGAGAGAGAGAUUGACAGACAGAGGAAUGCGCGUGCUUGGUUUGCAGGGCGGAGGUGUUUGGAAAAAGGUCAGAAGAAGAAAAAGAAGAAGAGAUCGUUUCACCGUGACACUUUUAGAGGAAUCCUGCAGGGAGUCACAGAGCUGCAAAUGUGUUUUUCCCGCUGAUGUGAACCCCCCUUUUUGAGAGAGGGGUGCAGGGUUUGUUUAGUUUACUACAGGGAUUAGAGCGAAGUGUGUGUGUGUCCAUGUGUGUGUGUUGGAGCGGAGACGCGGAGGGGAGAGGCAGGACAGACUGGCAGCAGGGAUGUGAGCGGAAUAAGAUGCGGUUUGACGUUCCUGACUCCACAUGGAUGACACCAGGCAGUGUGUGUGUGUGUGUGUGUGUGUGUGUUAGAGAGGAGAGAGGAAGCAUGUGUGUGUGUGUGAGACAGAGAGAGAGAGAGAGAGAGAGAGAGGGACCUCCGCCUUGACACAAAACUAAGGUCAUUGCAUGCUGGGUGACAGAGAAAACUCCCCCUUUCUCCCUCCUCUCCUAUCUCCUCCUCCCCUUCCCUCACCCCGUCUUUCCUCCUGUCCUCCUCUUCCCUCCUCACCUCUCCUCUCUCUUGUCUCUCCCUCUGCUGUGCGUCACACGGAGACGUAAUAAACUGAAGACGCAGGCAGUGCACAGCGAGUUUCACACAAACACACACACACACACACGCGUGCGCGCGCACAGAAAUAUGGAAAGGAAGCUUGGGAGCAUGACUCGUGCAGGAUGAGUCAGAAUCGGGGCUGGGUAAACUCAGGUGUGAGUUUGCACAUGUAGGUCAGAUCUGCAAUGUCAGUGAUUCUCUGCUAUACCUGUGAGGACCGUCUCUGACACCAAACUUCUAUUUUACUCAGUAUUUUAGUUUCAACUCAACAAAUAAAAGUCAGAUAAAGCAGUAGAAGAGUUAAGCGUUGAUAAAAUAUUACAAAUAAGAGUAUAGGAGACUGUAACAGGCGAAAUAAAACAAAAGCCUUUAACUGAACCCUUUACAUUUCAGUCAGAACACACAAAUGAGCAGAAACGACAGGUAUUAUGAAAUAUACAAAGAUGUCUCCCACUUCUAACUGAAUAAUACCUCUCCUCCAGCUCUCCUCGGCUUAUAAUAGCAGCCAGCAACCAACGUCUGAGUCAAUAGAGCCUAUUUAUUCUCUUUCAUUUAUUAUUGACACCCUCACUGAAAGGUUUAUUGACAGGCCACAAUGACGGUUAAUGUAAAGCUUUCAGUCUCGAACCGAUCCGAGAGCUCAUGUCUGAGUCACUCUGUUAGGUGUGUUUGGUUUCUUUUACCAUUAAGACAGAGAUCCGUGUACUAUGAUUCCUCAACCACGUUACAUUGAUUCAUCAGGUACAGGUGGGUUUGAGUUCUGUUGGGGAAUUUUGGGACACAACCAUGACUGGCUGUGGCAGCUAACCUGCAUUUUUCAUACUGACUGCGAUGACUGGUAGCUGCAUAUACUGAGUCUGUAGACUAACGGUUUUAAGAUCAUCUGAUUGUUGGUAUUUUGUUUUGGCAGAAUAAGUAGAUUAGGAUGAGAGGGCUGAUGGUACCGCCUCACUUCUAUCCUGAUUAUCUGGUUACCACAGCCUAAAGCACACCCACCUUUUCCCCAUCUGUAGUCUGUGUUGUGACUUAACUUCGCCUGCCGAAAUGAUCCAAAGAGCCACUGAGGUGUAAGAUAGCCAAGUGUACAGUUGACGCAUCUUCCUAACUAUUGUUUCCCACGUGUAAAUGAAACACUUAGUCCAAGUCACAUUUUUCUUGUUUAUUCUUCUUUUGUAAAAGAAACCAUAGCAAACUGAAGACAAAGCAAAUAAAGAUAUAGAUGGUCAAAAAACUGUUUGCUCCUCUAGCUACCAACACACCUGCCACUUAUUGCGUCUUCAACAAACAAAACCCAAGACUUCACACCACCUGGUGUGGCACCAGGACAAUUACAAGUUAAAUUUUAAAACAUAAACCCAAAGAAAAUAUGACAAAUGGCUCUUACAGUCUGAACAGGGUAACAACUGACAAAAGGAGCCCACCCAACCUCACUUCCUGUAGACCUGGAUCAGGGGUGUUGGCAAACUUUUUUCGCUAACACAACUUGCUGUAAUUUAUUGGCGUCCAUUAUCUUAUUGUGGUCUAGCUUAAAAUGACUCUGAAGAGGGGCAAAUCUUCGAAAAAGGACGUUUAAUCGUCGGCAGCUAGCUUAACAGUUGAUGAUGUCUCCGUGGCGAGGCGCUAGCUGCUGACUUUAAAAAGUCUUUCAGCCUGCUAGAAGCCAAGUUCGACCAAGUUCGGUUUACGGUGGAAGACCAUGGUUAAUGCCUGGGGUCCCUUGAGCUGGUGGCCUACGACCUUAGUCAAUGUAUGGAAACAUAUGUAUGGAACAUAUGGAAAGCGUAUGCUCCGGUCUACGGGAAGACAACUCUAAACUCAAGACCAAAGUCAUCGUCUUCGAGGGCCGAGGCAAACGGCAAAACCUACGUAUUCUGGGCCUGGCGGAGUCAACUGAAGGUGGGCGACCUACCAAAUUCUUUUUUGAGUUACCGUGCGAGGUGUUCGGGAAGGACACUGCAGUCUCCACCGGAGAUUGACAGAGCCCACCGCUCACUAACUCACGGACAUUGACCGCGCGGACAUUGACCGCGCCCGGUCAUUCUCCGGUCAUUCUCCGAUUACACCACUACAGGAUAAAAGAUCUCUCCAUCUGGGAGGCUCGACGAAGAGGGAGGCUGGAGUACUGGGGCCAGAAGAUUCAUGUGGUGGCGGACUACAGCCCUGAAGUUUUGAAUCAGCGUGCCGAGUAGAGAGAAAUGAUGGUGGAACUGUACAAGCGAUUCAAAGGUCCUGUGAGUUUUCUAAUAAUAGACUGAAAUUGACACGGAUGCCUGCUAUGACGUAUAGAAACAACAAAACAAUCAAUGACAAGAUUGAUGACUUUUGUAACCGUCUUGGCUGAGUGUCAGCCAAGAAGCUGAGAAGACGGCGCUGUUUGUACCUUUGACACAGUAAAUGUUCACAAUAACAGACAUAUGGCACGUAUCGCCCACUUCACAACAUCUUAAUCGACCAAAGGGCCAAUGGUGGUGGACAGCUCUUCACUCUUCGCUGCAGACAGAAAGGUCCAGAAGAUCUUUCGUACCCACAGCCAUCAGACUUUACAACUCUUUCAUAAAUUGUAGAUGACUUUUUAGACGUGACAAAUGAGACAACAAACAAUUGAAUUUCCCUUCAGGGAUCAAUAGUUAUUCUUAUUCUUUUAUCUGACAGUCAAAUAUCAUUAAAGGACACGACUGAAACACGCAAAUGACCAGCUAAGCAAAGACUGCUUUGUCCACAAACAAAAAUAUGGAACACUGAAAUGCUAUUUUACGCAAAGCUAACUGCCAAACACUACUUAGAAUUCAAGGGUUUACCAGUUCGGGUUUAAGAGGGCCAUGUAACGCCCUGAAUUCGCCCUUGACAUAAACACAGGCAGAAGGGGGGAGCUGAAGUAGACAUACAGAGACAGGGGUUGCAAAUUAACCCUAGCUAUUAACCUGUAAGCAUGGCGCAUGUUUCAUGCAUUUGUCCCUGUCAAAAAAACAAAACAAGUAAAUAAACAAGUUUAUACCUAUGUGCCACUUCUCAAACAAAAUCAUCGUGUUUUAAGUCUUAAAAAUAGCUGUAAGAAGUAAAGACCAAAACAAAAUGUCCUCACUUUCCAAAAGUGUCCUCAAUCUCCACGUCUCUAACUGGUCCUUACAGAGACAGGAGAAUAAGAGACCGCACACACACACACAUAGCUUUGAAUUGCUAUAGAAGCCUCUUCAACUCAGACACUGAGACCCAAGAGGCACUUCAAACUGCUCUGCUGUCUGUUCAGGGAAAGCGUGGUCACUCAUCUGUGUGUGUGUGUGUCUGUAUCAUAAUUUCCCAUUAAGGGAAGCAUGCAGCUGGUGCAUCCUGCCUCCACACGCUUAUGUAUGCAGACACACACACACAUGUACACACACUGUACACCAGAGGACCAGAUCACCCCCUUCUGUCUGUUAAACGCUCCAUCAAAGCCUCAUCAGCUGCUUUAUGAAAACAAAUGGAUGCUGCUGAGAGAUUUAAAUAAAUAAAGGGAGAGAAAUCUGACCUUUAAUUGUCAUUGAGCCAGGCGGAUAGAGGACAGAGAGGAUGGAAAGAAAGGAUGGAGGCUGUGGAUGGUAAAGGAAGGGAAAGAGUGGAGGUUUUCUAGCAGUGGGUGAUUGUGGUGAAAAAGCCAAAAUACUGUCCUGGUGAAUUUUGGUUUCAUAAGUGGGUGUGUUCCCCUUUUCGUUUGUGCUCUCUCCUCUCAUCUUAUCUCUAGCGUCUCUCUCUCUCUCUCUCUCUUUCUCUCUUCAUCAUUCGAGGUGUCAGAAGUAGAUCAAAGCGUAUUACGUUAGCUAUGUGCCGGGCACGUUAUCUCACUCCUCUUGAUAUUCUCAUUUUUGGAAACAUGCGCUCCAGUCAGACACUGUGAGGAGAGCCGCGAGGGAGAGGUCGACUGAAUCUGCGGAGGUGCUCCUGGUUUUCUUUUAAGUCUCGGCUAAACGCAGGGGAGACGGAGUGAUGAAGUGUGGGAGGGAAAGUAAGAUAGAUGAAGGCUUCAAAACUGUUGCAUUAAACCACAAAACUGCAGUUAAUCAUCGUUCGUGGAUGUGUCAAACAAAAGCUCAUUUCACUCCUGCAAACUCAGACACAUCAUGAUUCAGCUGAUUAUUUUCCAGCACAGGUACUUGUUUUUCCUCUUGUGAAUAAAAGUCACACUUCAUCCUCUCAGUUUUGUCAGACAGAAUAGAGGAUCAGUAACUUGGUGGUUUGUGAAAUAAGCAACAGCUGGAUGAUACACACGCACAGACUUCACACCACCAUCUUUUAUUUGACCUUUCUCACAUGUGGCUGCUUUGAAUGUUUGUGGGUGUUUUUGCACCUUAUGUGAGUUUAUGUCCCUUUGCAUAUGAAUCUAUUUUUUGCACAUUGUGUAUCUCAGCCUUUGUUUGUGUCUCUGUUUUUUUUUCCUUUUCUGUCUUUAUUUGUUUAGCCUUAUGGUUGUUUUGCAAGUUUCUGCAGAUAUCUUGUUUAGCUUUGUUUGUGUCUCCUUUUAGACUUUUGUCUCUGUAGAGGCUUAAAUCUUUAUCGUUCGGCUAAUCUUCAAGAUUAUUUUGUUCGUUUGUGUAUCUCUGACAUAUCUUUAGUUUUUUGCUGCCUCUCUUUGUGGUUGUCUGUGUGCCCUUGUGUUUGUUUCUUUUGUGUCUUUGCCUUCAUCUGCAUUUGUUGUUUGUUCUGCAUAUUGAUAGUCUCUGUCUUUGUGGUUGAUUUAAAAAACUGAUAUAUGUUUUUCAUGUCUCCUUGGAAACUUUUGUCUUUCUUUGUGUUUGCAUGUCUUUUUAUGGUUUCAAUGUUUCUUUGUAUUUUUUCUAAUCAUUUUCUGUCUUUUGUUUUCUUCUUGUGUCAUUUCGUGUUCAUCUUAUAUCUCUUCAGUUUUGCGCUGCUUCUGUUUCAGGUUGUCUGCGUGUUCUCAUGUUUGUAUUUUUUGUUCUGUUUUAUCUUUUUGUACAUAUUUGUGUCUCUUUGUUGUUAAAUCAUGUUUUUUUUUGUUGUCUACAUGUUCAUGUGGCAUUUUUCUAAAACCAAAAUGCAUUUCUGAGUAUUUCCCCAUUUAAAUUGCCGUAAAUCUCUGGCAAACCCAAACAGCAAGCUCGGACACAGUGAGAUUUCGUAUGUCACAAAUCCAAGCUCCGCCCCCGGAGCCCCACUAUGCAGCCAGACUCGGAUAAUAGAGCGGACAAUCGAGGGUGUGCGUUAGCGGUUUGCAAUGCUUGUAAGAAAGCUAAUUAUGAUAUUAGCUUUCAUCAUGUCCCCAAGGACAUUAGUGUCUGAGAGCUGAAUAGUUCCUAUGUUACCUGCCACUUCUACUACACUGGUAAUGUUAGGCUACAGGCUAGCGUGAAGAGGAGUGUGCAAAGAAAUGCUGUCUCCGCCCACAACUCAGAAGCGAAUAGCUAAUGAGCUACUGGAGCUCUACAGAAGAAAAGUCCUUAAAAAUGACAGAGGUUAUAUGAUUUUGACUAAAACAACUUAAUAAUCACAACUUAAAGACCACUGAGAACACUUAUGGUAAAAAACAAAAAAGAUUGUAGUGGGACUUAAACUGUUUCUCCUAUGAUUGGAAAUGUUUCCUUGCCACUGUCACUUGCCAAGUGUUAGACUCAUGCAGCUGAAGAUAGUAUGGGACUUGAUCAUUAUGUCGGGUUUUCCAGUAAACAUCAUUUGAGCGUGCUUUUCAUCUCUUAGUUGUAAUUUUGCAUAUCUCUUUAUUUUAUUUUUGUGUUCUUUUAGCAUUGUUUGGUUGACUUGAUGUCAAAAGAUACUUAAAGCAGAGACCCUGUUCCUGUCUUCUAAAAGUCUGUUUGCUUAUCUGAUACAAUUUAAAGGCUCUGCAGUCCUUCCUAAAUUGGUUAUCCUUUGAAAUGUAGCGCAGGAAAGUCACAUCACUAAAACUCAUCCAGAGAGAUAAAUACAUGCAACAAAGGGAAGUCGGGGACAUGUGCCACCCCGAUCAUCUAGGCCAGUAUGAGCAGCGUGGAGGAGUAAAGAAGUAUGAAACUAAUAUGGGCAGAAAGAAACCAUAAAAUGUACAAAAAACAGAUUUAUAUGGAGGGAACUGUAGACAAACAAACUGUCUGAUCAUCCAAUCAAAUCUCCUCUAACAGGAAAAGACCAGGAAAUAAGACUCGAAAAAUCAGUUAGGAUCAGCGAGCAGCCAACCUGAUCCCUCCCUUUUAUUGCCUGCAGAAUGAUUCUUGCAAGGAGCAUCUAUUCUUACAUUAGCUGGAGUGAAAGUGGCAGCAGCUAAAAAUAGAUCCGGGGUAAAAGAGGGAGGUCAAUGAGAAAACGGAGGGAGAGGAGGGGAGGGAAAACGGUACAGUAAAUAUGGGUCAACAGCUCUCUGUCCAUGGAUAUAUAACUCAGCCUCGAAGAUCAAACGUCAUAGAAAAGAUGUGAAGAGACAGUCUCAUCUUUUUAGAAAAUCCUGAAAACGAAAAUUGAUUUCUUGUUCUUUUGUGACUCUGCAGAAUCAUUGUGAUCUCAUCUUUUAAAGCACCAUGCUCUGCCAUCACAAACAAUCCUCCUCCAGUCACAGUAGAGCUGAUGCCUCACAGUCAUCACUCGACAGCAGGAGGGUCACAAAGCCAGGCUCCCAGGCCAACAGUUUCAUCCCCACACUUCGCAGCGAGGCCACAGAGGCGACUCUUUUUUGCAGCUGACAGAAGCUCGCACUAAUAAAAAAACCACCACAGAGAAAGGAUUAAGGCUUCAGAAAAGCUUUAAAUUGUCAUCGCAGGCUGUUCACAUCCACUGUGUGAGAGAUCCUCCCAGCAGAUUUAUGACAGCUUUACCUGGAAAACAAAAUCUGCACUGCAUUGCAGCUGAGUCUAGACUGUUCCUAAAUAUAUCUGCUCAGUUGUCUCUGGAGUUGUCAUCAGGGAACUUACAUCUAAAGCUGCUCGGUGUAACCUCUGUUGACAGCGUUUGACCACAUGGUCUGGUGGAUAACAAUGACUUCAAAGCUCCUGCGCACCAGAGAGACGUACAAAGAGGCGUGUCGGAUAAAUCCUGACUAGUUUUGAGAGUGAAAGAGAGUCAAAAUCCUGCACAUGGCCAACCCCGAGGACUCGGUUUGUGUAGCUGUACUAAAUCUCAACUUCAGAGAGUUUUCUGUUCAUCCAAGAGAGAAGGAAAGGGUGAGACUAAUUCAGGUGCUAGUAUGCGAGUUUAUUGAAUCUACUUACUUCUCAUCAACACCAGGGUCGAGUACGGCUGUUCCACCUUCUUUGUCCUUGUGGGUUUUUCAGGUGGGUAUUGAGGCUGACACUGGAGGCGUGUUUUUUCAUGCAGUGUGGGCAGUGGUGGGCGGUGACGGUGUUUGGUUUUGUUUGGGCUUUCUGGAGAAGGAUCUCUCCUUUCUCAGUCGGGGUUGGUUUUCUGAAGUGCAGUGAAGGUCACAUCUAGAAGUUGAGUAAAAAAGUUUUUUUCAGGACUGAUAGUGAUUAUCUGUUUUGCAUUUACAGUCAAAAUGAGAAACUACAGAAUUUAGAGAAUUACAAAAUUUGACACAACACAAAACUCUAUUUCAAGCUGAUGUUGGUGCCUCCUGUGUGCAGGACAUCUACCCCUGAUGGUGCCUUGAGGAUUAAAAAUUACUAUUCAGAAUUUUACACCUUGUUUCAGACAGACUUAUUUGCUUUUGUACUUCAUACAAAGACAUCACUUCCAAUUCCAACUGGUUUUGCAGCCAGGUUACACUCCUCACAGUAGCUUUAACGCCUAAAGCAAACGAUUGAUAACAACUGAAACUUUGAACAUCAGACAAAGGAGUACACAGCUGAGCAGUUCAAAUUUACCAUACAGUUUAGUCGAACAGGGGUGUGACAUCUAGCCAGAUAGUGUUAGUUGUGCAUUUUUAAUCUGUAAAGUCUAACAGCCUAAUUCUGAAAAACUACCCCGAUAGUCAGCCGAGGAUGAUAGUUGGUCGACCUCUAACGAUAAUAAAACUCAGCAGCUUCAAACACAAGUUCUUUCUCAGAUCUGGUUUUAUCUGCUUUGCUCCUCUUGGUGUCUGAUGCUCAUUUUGAUGUUGUCCUAAAACUUUCCUUUUGGUUUUCUGGAGGUCAAAUUGUCUAAAAACUUGGACUUGUGCUGGAAAGUGAAAAUCAGGCAUAUGGGCGAGAUGGUUGAUCCAUCUCAGCUGGUGGUUGGUAAUGGUGGCUCUAAUGGUGGAGUUGUUUACUUUCUAGCAGGAGACUGGUGCAUUUACUAACCUCACUGAUCUGAGGCAUCUCUGCUGAUGUGACUCUGGUAAGUGCCUGUUACAAGCAGAGUUGCAACGAAUGUGAAUGUUGAGAUUAGGCAGUCUGUGAUUGUGGGUGAGCGUAGCAUGAAUACAUGCAGCAGAAAGGGAGAAGCACGACUUCAGCUGCAUAAGGAGCCAAGUGAGUACCUGACAGCACAUUUGUGUGCAGGUGUGGACGUAUUCAUAACUGCAGCGAAACAUUCAGAAAAUAGCUUCUAUUUUCUGAACUCUACUGAGUUGUUUACUUUAAUGGCGCUCUCUCUCUCUCUGCUUUAUCUCUAUGUCGAUUAACCACUGUUACUUGCUCUCUCACUUUCACUCACAGCAGCUUCUGGUUGAAAAUAUGACUGUGGAUCAUUUUUUCCUCAUAGGCUUUGGUGCUUUUUGAUAUGAGUGAACGUCAAAAUGACACAUUUUGUUGUGUUUAAAGCAUGUGAUAUAAAAAAAAAGUAAUAUAGACAUAGAUAAAGACAAGUCCUGAUGGGAGGUGUCUGGGAUUGGCUGCUCUGUGUCUGCUCUCUGCUUGGGUGACUCAAGGAUCCCAGAGUACGUAGGGUCGGUGUCGCCUGUCAGAGGACUCAGCAGAUUCAUGACGCUACAUCCUGAUACUCUCUGAUCGACGGUACAUGAUGUUAUUUUCGACAUGAAUACUGGGCUAACAUGAAAACUCAUGACUUAAAGAAACAUGAACUCAAAGACCGCUCACCGUCUGCCCUCUAAACAAAAAAAGAUUUCCUCCUCUAUUUCUGCACCUUCACCAGCCUCCCUCAGAUGGUGUUUCAGGUAUCACAGAAAGAGCUUGUGGAGGGAAUCUCACCUCAGCCUAACUUAUGAUCUUUCUUCACGUAGAUCACUUUCUUUCACAUGACGGAAGAACUCAGCUCGAGCUUCACGGUGCAACUGAGGUCUCUCGAUGUCAACUCCACCCACUGCUGAUGAAAAUACUUUUCAUUCACAGAUUGACGUUGUGAUGCAGCACAGCGAGAGGGAGAGAAAUAUUUGGGCAUCGUUUAGAUUUCCAGCUACAUGAAGGAACAUGAUGAGCAAAGCUGAGUUACUAGGUUCAUAUAUUUGUUUGUGGUAGUAUCAAAAAGUCUAAAUUCACUCUUGAAACACACUUUAUCAAACAGUGUGGCUGUGUGAUGAUAACUUGUGAUUUGUCCCUUAAAUCUGAUGCAUUUGUUGUGAUAUGUGGUGCGUGUCUGUAGACUGAUGGAAAGAAAAGAAAGCAUGAGGCGCUCUGAGAAAACAUCGGGGAAUCAAAGAUGACUGACCUCUUUCUCUGAGUUGAUUUUUCUGUUUCCACAUCGCUCUUUCAGCCAUAUGCUGUCAUCAGAGACUCAAAAAGCUUGAGCCUCUUUGUCUGGAAGAAAAGCUUCCAGCAGCUGUUUUUAGUCCAACAGAUCUUCCUCCAAAUCGGAGCCGGUGGCUGACAAUGGGCAGAGUGGAGCAGAGCGGCAUGGGAGGUUAUAUGAGGCUGUGUGUCGUUCUCAGCGCUGACCAGGCUCCUGUUUGCGGUAAUUGUCCUGACGUGGAGAAGUGAAGCUGGAGUCAGACGCUGAAACAUGAAGGCAGGACUUCAGUCAAACAUGAAAGUCUGUUUUUGUUAUCAGAAAAGACCUCGGUGUAGAAAUAAUGAGAAGCCAAGGAAAACAGUGAAACAUAGUCUGAUAAAUUGUGAUGAAAACUAAAAAUCAUUUUCUUUUCUAGACUUAGUCGUAAACAUGCUCUUUACUCUUUUUUUUUAACACUAACACAAUUCAGAGCUCUGCUGCUAGAGAUCUAAAUUAAAUCGAAACAUGAUCUGGAUGUAAAGCUCACAAAAUAUUCAGGAUAGUUGAGCAUUUAGCAGCUAAAAAGACAGAAAAGAGAAGGUGAAUAUGUCUCUUACACACUUACCUGCACACUGAACGAAGAAUCAAAGGGCAAAGGUCAAAGUUUUGGUAUUUGGAGCUUUCUGGUUUCUCUCGGUAGUCAGAGGAGAAGUUGAAUUGACCGCUGACAUUUGAGCAGGCCGGUGCGGGGAAACAGUCCAUGCGCAGAGCAAAAGAAGCAAAAGGCAAAAGUCAAAUCGCAACCUCUGAACUCAUCAGCUUACGCCUGCUGACAAGCGGGCUUUUCAUUUAUCUCCAACAAUGUGAUUCUGAAUGAGUCUAGAGAGGUUUGGGUCACAAAUGCACCUGAACUUUAACUCCAAUCUUGCUGCUCGAGUCAAGAGUUGGACUGUAAAUACUUGGAAUCGCAUGCACAGCCAAGUCGAGCUACAUUCAAAGCUCGAUUAGGUGAUUUAACUGAGUCACUGUCCUUGUCCCAGUUUACAAGCACCAAGCAAGAAUUGAAUUAUUGACUGAAGCAUGUCCGCCUCUGCUACUGUCGGUGAUGAAUUCCUCUUUUCUGUUGUCUCCUAGUUGUGCUGUUUGUAAGGAAAGUUUGGUCUUUUUUACCCACUUUCUUCCUCUGUCAAGAUUUUGUUUGCUAUCUAACGCAUCCAUACUGUUGAACCACCGGCUCAGAGCCGAGCAUGCGAAGAACACUUAAACCAGUUUCAGUUCGACUAAGCCGUAAACAUGACAGAGAAAAUCGAUCUCCAACUGUAUUAUCAGGUAUGUUAACAUGACUAUGAGAAGUUUGAUUUUAGUCAGACUAACACGUUCAAAUACACGAGAUAACUUGAUUUCUGAUAUCAUCAUAGGGCUGAGUGAUAAACUAAUAAUUUAACAAUACCAAAAUUAACGACAAUAACCGACGUCAUUUUGCCCAUAUCGGGAUAUUCAGUGUCAAAAAAGAAAAAACAUAAAUAAAAGUUGGUUUUGAUGUGUGUAGGUAGACUAUGGUCUCAUGGUCCUUUCAGACGCUGUCCUACAUCAGAGACGUGACUCCACCCCAUCCAGUUGAACAAAAAGGGAAAGACAGGCGAGGAGGUGGAGGAUGGUUCAAAAGUUAAUGUGGGAGGGGGUGAGCAGCUUGUGGAGUAGUUAUCGUCCAUUGAUCGUAAUCGAGGUGAACUGCUCAGUUUAUCGUGAUAUUCGGUUUAAAGAAUAUACAUCACCUUCUUCAGUAAACAUCACAUCCUUAGCUACUCGACUGAAAGGUGAGCACAGUAUUAUAUACUCCCUCGUCUCCACUCCACCUCUCUGCCUCUCGUUAGGUGAAUCUAUAGUGAGGUUGAGUCAGCAUUUUCCAUACAGCAACUAUUUUUAGGCUUCAAAACUCCACUUAAGAAACCUCUGAGAGCAAGCCCAUGUUUUAUACAGUCUGAAGUUGAUGGGAACAAAGCAAACAUAAGAGGUUGUAAAAAGGAGGCACUGACAAUGAGGGGCCCUUCACUCUGCGAAACACUUCAGUGGCGUGAGAGAAAUCUUCAAAGUGUGAGAGCUGGCAGCUCAGAUUAGAGGCGGAGAAUAAGCUCAGACUCGAAACAAAGCAGCGCUCUCUCACACAACAUCAGUUUGUCCACGGCCAGCUGGUGUGCGGCCGACAUCUGUUCAUCCAAAACAUCGGCUAAAACAUCUCUGCUCGUAUGCCUCCCUGCAGUCAUCAUUACUGGACAAGAACAAAGUGUUUCUAUAUGGUUUGAUUUAAGUUUUGUUAACAUGUUUUUAAAUUCCCUGUAAGGGCCGGGCGAUAUGGCCUCAAAUCAAUAUCACGAUAUAUUAAGCAGUCCACCUCGAUAACAAUAAAUGAACGAUAACGAUCGUAUUUUUCGGACAAUAAGUCGCACUUUUUUUCAUAGUUUGGCUGGGUUUGUGUCUUCAUUCAGGUGCGACUUAUAUAUAUUAAAAUAUAUAAUUUUACACAUUUGUUAUUUUCACACUGACAACUACUAGAGGGCACUCUAGGCUGGGGUACCAGUAUCUGCUACUCCUGUAUGACUGAAGAUAUAAAAAUUAACGUUAACUCAUAUCGGCAACUAAGGAAGACUGAGCACAAAUGCAGCCAAAAAGAAAAUCAUAUUCCGCAGAUUACAAGAGGAAAACGGCAAUCAAGCAGCAGAGAGAGGGUUUGGAGUGAGGGAGGAACUUGUGAGGGACUGGCGAAAAGCGAAGGUCACUUUUACUGCGAUGAAGAAACAAAAAAAGCUAAUCGCAUGGUAAUACCUAGAUGGCUAGAUUUUUGUUAGAACUUGUCUUUCAAGAUUAAAUGUCUGUUCUUGGUCUUGGAUUUUGUAAACUAAAUUUCCCCCCAAAAAUGCGACUAAUACCAGUAUGUGUUUGUUUUCUUCAUUAUGCAUUUUUGGCUGGUGUGACUUAUACUCCAGUGUGACUUAUAGUCUGGAAAAUACGGCUGCGACAACUUUUGAACCGUCCUCCAUCUCCUCACCCGUCUUUCCCUCUUUGUUACGGACUGGAUGGGAUGGAGUCACGUCUCUGACAUAGACAAUAGCCUGCCUACACACAUCAAAAAAACAACUUUUAUUUAUUUAACUUAUUACUUUUUGACGUAAAUUUCGGUAUUAGUAAAUUUUUGGUUUAUUGCCCAGCCCUAUGCUCAGGUGUAACUGUUUCUGAAUCUGCUCGUAUAGCCUGACAGUCUGAUAUGAUAUACAGAGAAUACUAUAAGCUACAAAUUCAGUUAGCAUCAGUAGUGUAAAGAUUUUAAUUGAACAAGUCUGCCUUUGACUUUCUAUUGUGUGAGCACUUUCUAAAAACGGCCCCUUAGAAAAAAGGUCUCGGGGAUUAAGUCACCUCGGAGUUCAAGUUAUGAAUAUUUUAGUCACGUUUCAGCCCCAAAGCCUUUAAUUAACAGAUUUUGUGCUUCGGCGUGGUCAUUAUACAGCAUUGGAUGGCUCAAUGAGCAGUAAUAUUACAGUGUUACAGAGGUCAGCUGUUGACCCCUCGACUUCAUGGAGCUGAAUGGUGCCGUGAAAAAGCUGCAGAGCCUCAUUAUCAUGAAAAGUAUACUUUAUGCUUCUUUAAAUCAGCCGAACAGAUUUGCAGUUAUCUUUCUGCUGUGUAACAUAAAUUUACAAAGAGAUUAAAAAUGAAGUUUAUUCAUUAUAUAAACAUUAAAAGGUUGAAAUUUGGGCCAUUUGAGAUGUCAUUUCAUCCUCAGCUUUGCAGUGAGCAGUUGUAUUUGGCGUCUGUGUUACACUUGGCAGUAAAGUGAGACGCUCAGACAAAGAGUAGAGACUCGCAGUUUGGCAGGCAGCAGCUCCAUUUCCACAUAAAUACACACAGGUUAGAUAAUACAAGUCGCCUCUGAUGUGACACUCGGCCUGUGCAGUCAUCUAUGAAUGCAGCGCCAUCAGAGCGGAGUCCUGCUGCUUUUAUUUUUAGCCUGAAUCGAUUCAGGCCAGUAAUGGAAAGGGAAGGUGAUGCUUCCUUGAGGCUCAUCUUUUUCUGACUCUCUGGUUUCACAUGUUUUUUUCCCCCUCUCUAUUUGCAUUACAAUGGAUCUGCUGCCCAGUCUCUCCUGCAGGUCCUAAACACGGAGGCCUAAAGCCGCCAUGCCACAUGAAUUUUUAGCUGGGAUGUGACGAGCAGAGGAAGAACCGCUCCGGGUAGUUUCACUCUUUUCUAAAUGGCACUCUGAGGAAACAGCUUGAACUCUAAUUCUUAGAAUUCCUUAAAGAUGAUUUCGGUAAACUGGGUACAGCUCACGGUUACCGCCUCAGCUGCUUUUGUGUUGCUUUAGAGACAUGUGACUUCUACUCUAAAGAUGAGGGAAUCUAAGAGACACAGGAUAACUUCAUCUGAAUGUGAGCGCACAGCUCUGUCUCUCUUCAACGACUAAAACUGUCCUCACACAUCCUUAAUUGUCUUAACCCACUUAUCCUCUCCAAGGUCACAGAGGGCUGGAGUCUGUCCGAGAACACACUGUCCUCUUAUAAAAACCUUUAUCAGACCAGCACUACAGCUUAUCUAUGUGCUCUCUACAUACUCAGAUAGCUUGCUGUGUCCCCUGGUCAUGUGGUCUGCUCUGUUUGUCACAUAUAAAUGCACCUUAACACAAAAAAUCAGCCUAGUUUGUCUGGUAUUUUGCAGAAUAUUCUAGUGAGUGUAUAAUCCUGGUGUUGAUUAAAUUAGAUCUAAAUUAGUUUAGAUUAUCUCUUCCCUGAUUUGGUGAUCCUUUAGAUCAUGAAUCCAAAUAUUAGCAACAGAUGUUCACUAAUAUGAAAAUAGUAUUUAUGAGUUAGUUUAUGAAGUAAUAUGUCGCUCUGCUCUUGUUUAAGUGUUCCAGAAAUAUUGUGAUAAUAUUGUUAUUGUGAUAUUUUAUUGCAUAUUGUUCAAGCUCUUGUUCGUAAUUUAUCUCCUGUAGGUCUCUGAUAGGACUUAAGUAUAUUUAAAAGCUUUUUUCUACUCGGACACCCCCGUUGUGUUUGUUUCUCUAAGCCUGGUGUGUUUGAGGUGUCACCUUAUAAGGAGAGCCUCCCCCCUCCCCGAGCUCCAAAAUAUUGACUGUGUUACCUCUGCUAACACACACCUUGUGCACCUCUGCUAACACACACUCAUGCACACACUUAAAAGAUAUAGUGAUUUUGCCAUUGAGUCAAAGGUGAAGGACUCAAAGAGUGAUCAAUCAUUUGAUUGACAGGCGGCCAUGAGCAUCCUAAGGACAAAGGAGAGCUCUUCGUUGCCAAAUAAUUUAAUUAAUUCUAAGAAGAAAGACUACAAAAUGAGACUAAACUUAGCGUCAAACACACAUGUCAGUGUUUUGGAUCCAGAUAUUGGAAACCAUCUGCAGAGAUUGGUUAAGUCUGAGUCACAAGAACAUCACUGGGGUCCAUCACUAAGCCCUUAGAAAGCUUUAACCCCAAUCACUGAAUCAAUUCUACCAUCUCAGGCAGCAGAAAAGGGUCAGGGCAUUUGGUUUCCCCUGACGGUUUCUCAAGUAAGAGACAUCCAGGAUAUCGUGCUUUUACCGACAUGAUCUCAGAGCAGAGGCUGACUGAAGCACUGCAGCCAUGAGCGUGUUCUACCUUGAACAUUUAUUAGUCUGUUUUCUAAGUGCUGCCAGUUUUUGAAAAUACAAAUCUCAUUUUCCUCCAAAAGAAUGAGGCAGAAAAGGUCUCUAUUUGUAUAUGUCGUAUAAAUACUUCAGCACAUUAAUUCAAUAAAAUACACAGUUGUAAUUACAAUCAUAUCUAAUUAUACUUUAAUAGCAAAGGACCGAUGACAGCCUUAACCCUCAGCUGUGACUCUCAUGGCUUACAGUUGAUAAUAAGGAGUUAUGUGACUAUUCAGCGGAAACCUUGCCUCCACAACAAAAUGUUAACAUAUAUACAAUUUUAUAUAUUUAGUAUAUUGUGUCUGACUUUGUGUACAGGAACAUUUUCAUGUCUAAACAGAGGAGACAAGCUUGCAGGCUGCUGGAGAUAAGAACUAUGUGAGUGCAGAUAAUCCUUGUUAGGAAGCAAUCUUUGUUUAAUAGAAAACCAACAAAAUAGUUCAGUAAUCAGCGUGGACUCUCGGAGUGUGUUAAGCCGCUUGCCUGGAUAAAGCUUUUCUGUGUUUUGGGGGUGUUUGCGACACAGAAUUACUGAACGCCCCCAGAAAGACUGAACAGAAGGUCCUGAACACUAACAUGAAUUUAACUUUCAGUGAAAAAUACUGUCGUCAUCACAAAACAGACGAGUAUUAGUGUGUCGUUAGCUCUGCUGAUGAUCAACAACAUUGUUGAGGACAGCCUUAAAAGCACUGGGAUAUUAAAGUCUUAAAGAAGACAGUUCUUGGUCCCAGAAGUUAUAGAAAAGGAAAUAUUAAAGAAUAACUAAAGCUACAAAUUUUUCAUCAUUAAUAUUCUUGUUCAAAGCCUGUUGCUUGAUGGACUCACACUGGAAGACCUUUUGUAAUGUACGUAUGUAUUUACAACAUCAGCUCGAAUAAUAGACUGGUACGACAUCAGUGUUGUUUUUGUUGACGAUGACGUCUCCGUUAACGAAAACAACACUGCAGAAUAUAUGUUGAGUGUUUGACUGACGAAAUGCUCAUGAAUUUUGCGACACUGUUCGUCGUCCACCACUAACGUUUUCGUCUCGUCUCGUCAACGUAAACGCACAUUCGUCUCGUCACAUUUUAGUCAUCCAAGACUUAUGUUUAGCUCGUCAACGUCACGUCUUCGUCGUGGAAAAAAGGGCAUUGACGGAAUAUUUUCGUCAACGUAAACAACACUGGGCUUACUGUAAAAUCCACUCGCUUUGUGAGACCGACAGCUCUACGGUGAUAAAAUCUAAGAGUCUACAAAAUACAGCGUCUUUUCUGUGCUACUGAGAAAAUCUGUGUACUCUCUGAGACUGUCUGGAUCAAAUCACUCAAAAAUUAAAGUCCUCUGUGCUGACUAAAUUUAAGUAGUGGCAUUUCAAUCAUAGCUGGCUGAGCAGAAAACCUUUGAAAAAACAGACAUAUUUUGGGCAUUUGGAUCCAACACAGUCUGUCUGUGUGGGGCAAAGCCUCCAUAUUUGGGAUGCAAGGACACUAAAUAGGGCAGGAAAUGGGAAGAUGGCUGGGAGUGACAUGUGGGAAAAGGACUGCAGGUCAGAGGCAAAAUCAGGCUGGCUCCAUGUAUGAGGUGUGAUCAGACUACAAGGCAAGUGCUGCCCAGAGGUGAAACUAUUUUAAAGUCUUGUUUGUUCAAGCACUAAAAUGUGGAUUAUUACAUGUGCCUCUCUGAAAGAAACAGCCGACUCAGAAUGAAAGGUAUUUUUCCAAGCACAGCGAAGAGAAAGGACGGUUUGUUCUUGGAAUCAUAAAGAACACCAAGUUACAAACAGGAACCAGGGGCUGGCGGGGAUUUGGGGUGACCCAUGACGUCAUAGAAAUGUAACACCCCCCCCUCAUACACACACAGGGUGGGACAGAAAAAAGGACGGAUGGUUGGAUGGAGGUAUUACCCCGACAAGCCGUAGUGAGCAGGACUCCUUUAGUGUUUGGUGUUGGCUCAGAGCGUCCGUCACUGAAGCGGAGGUGAGUCAGACUCAGGACUUCACUUCGGAUCACUGUCACAGGCCGUGUGUCACCUCUCGCACACCUACACACACAGACGCACACACGUAGACACAGACACACACACACUGUGCCCUGAGCGAUGGCAGCAGACAGGCGAGGGUCUGCCAGAGAGAGCUGUCAGGACUUAUUGUUGCAGCGUCCCACAAUGCCUCUCUUUCCCAGACACUGGCUUGUUUAUAUUUAUGUUUGUGUAUGUGUGCGUAUGUAUGUGUGUGUGUUCAUGUGUAGCAUGUUGUGGGAAUGACUUGUUUGUGACAGCUCCCUCUUUUCCGCCCUGAUGAUCAGCUUUAUGUUUCCCCUCCAUCCACUUAUUUACAAACUCUCCCUCUCUCUCUUUCUCCGUUCGCUCAUAUUCUUCCUCCUCUUUUCUUAUAAAGUCUUUAUAUCCCCCUGGCUCUCUCACUCUUAACUCUCCUCCUCCUCACUUUCUGUUCCCACCCCUCCUGCCUCCACCUGUGUCCCUGUGGUGCAGUAAUACAGCUUUAUUAGUCCUCCUGGAGAAGUUAAAGCAAAGCAGUACUUUAAACACAUUUUCUACCACAAAUCCACCUUUUCCAUCUCUUAUCCUUUCUUUCCCUUGGUGCCUUUCACCCUCUGUCUGUGUUUUCUCUCUUUUUCUUUGUUCUUGAACAUCAGAUGAAGCAAAGAUGUCUAUGUUUUUGAAAUCAAGCAACCACAAUGUGCUGCUUCAUAGGAGAAACCAAAACAUACUCUGCAGAAGAAAAGCUCCUCUCAUCAUUCAUUUUUUCCACUCAGCAAAACCAAAACAGCGCUCACUCCUCCUUCUACUAUGGUGACGUAAGUGCGUUGUGUCAUCUUGAAAAUAAUCCGUGUGAAACAGCAAUGGUUGAACUUCUAAACGAGUACUUGAGACAGAGAAAAUUCCUCGAUCAUUUUUUGUAAUCGAGGUACUUUAGGUACUCGUUUCAGCCCAAGGAACCACAAAGUAUCAAGGCGAAAGAUGUCGAUGGCUCCAAAUAGUUAGAAACAGUUAUUAUCUUGAACUAGUUUUCAAUUCUGAUCCUUAGUCCCCAGCACCCUGGACCAUCACUUAGCUUCUGAAGCAUAUUGAGUAGAAAAUACAGCAACUAAAGUGACAAGGAAAGACGUUCAAAAGAAGCUAAAUAACAAGCAACAGUUAGCUUUCAUAGCCUGCCUUGUUUAAUUACUCUAAAGUCACAUUUAACCAAGAGAGACUUUAUGAGAUUUCUAGUUUGGACAGUCAGGACAUUGGUUCGGUUCAACCAUCUGCCCACAGAGCAGUCCUCUUUCAGGCUGCUUCCUCAUGAAUUAAAAUACUAACUCUUAAAAUCAGAGGAGGGUUUCGUCACGAGAACAUAGAAAUAUGUUUUGAGCCACAAUCUGACCAGACUGUCAUUUUGUGUUCCCUCAAAUAGGUUGCAGUUUAAGAUCUGCUCAAACUAAUCUUUGUAAUAAAACCGACGAGGCUAGGUUUCUGUUAAACUGUUUCGAAGCACACAAAGCUGCUGCAGUGUUAGUUUCCGUCACUGUUGUCCUCACAGAGCCUCUGUGAUAUUGUCCCUCAGGGCUGUGUUUCUGUAUUCUGAAGAUUAGGAGGCCACCGGUGUAGAUGCUGGUGCGGUUUAAUCUGUUUGGCAAAGAAGCAGAAGGUCUCAGGGAAAUGAAUCUGAGACAUCAAAGAAUGACAGAGAAGAGCUGGCUGCCAAACGGCCUGCUGCUGCUGCCGCUCGCUUCAUUUAGCCAAGAACAGACUUUUUAUAUCAGUCAAUCUGCUCAACAGUUCUGGCAUUGUGGUCCUUUUCUACUUUCAGACCAGUGAUACACGAUCUAUAUUUGUUGUUUUCCUAUAUGUAUGUAUGUAUUCAAACUGAGAGAGUCUGUCCUGAUAUUUAAAUGUCCACUGCACAUACAGGAGGAUAAUUUCUGAUGUUUACGUCCAGGGUUUCGUUUGAUGGAAAUCAAAGCGCUUCCCUGUUUUCUUCUUUUAAACCUGUGAGAGUAAAAAACAUCUGAGGUCAUUUUUUCCCUCUUUCAUGUCCGGUGGUCUCCUGUUUUGGUUUGACUCCACUGCAGAGACUUUGGUUACUCGAACAAACAGAAACGACCUUUUUCCUCAAAGGUCAGCAGCUUCACACAAACUCUAACAAAACCAGCGAAGCUCAGAUCUGCCGGGUUCACAGUCUAACAAGCAAACAUUACACCGCGGCCUCCGCAAACGGCAAACCGUAAUCACACUCCGAAUCUGAUUAAUUAACAAGUACAACGCUGGAGAACAAUCAGCAUCUGUCACAUCAGAGUAAUGCCAAUUUUCCACAAAGAGUCGCUGCAGUAAAACCAGUCCCAUACUUCUGCAGGAUCCUGAGCUCAUUAGUGAGAAAAAUCCUCGGCUGCACAGUGUGCCUUCACUCCGAUGGGUCAGUCAGCGGCAAAUAUAUCUGCAACAAAAUUGAUCAUUCCUUCGACAUUUUCGGUUAAAAACACGGUUGUUUGGAUCUUCAGUAAUUACAUGUUUAUCUGUACAGAGGUUCUUGUACCAAAAUGUGAACAUGUCUGAGGCAGAAAAAAAGCAGAUUUUCAGCCAAACUCCUGAUGAUAAAUCUCUGCUGCUGUGAUUGGAAGUCUUUUCAAUGUGCCUUUGACGCCAAGCGUGUCCUGUCACUUCAGAUUUAGUCAUCUGACCCAUUGUUUAAAUAAAGUUGCUGCUACUUUGUAAUGAAGUGCUGGAAACAGAAUACUCAGAGGGUUUCUGAAAGCUGCCGACUGCUGAUGGAAAAGUGCUGAUGAGAGGGAACUGAAGCAGUGAGCAGCAGCAGCAGCUCCAAUUUGCACAAACAAAAAAUGCAUUUUUUUCGACUUUCUACUUUCCACUUUGAGGCACAAGUAAAAACAGUGUUGAGUGAGUACUUAGAGGCAGAGUUGGAUAACGGAGGUCAAAGUACAGAAAAUUAGAGUCCAGUCACAAAAGAGGAAACCUCUUAGAAGUCUAGGUAAGAGCUCAUCAUAAAACGACUGAAUCGAAAUUAAAAUCAUCACAGAAAAUCACAGACAGGCUCAGCAGUCAUUCAGAGUUAGAGUGUAAAUCGUCGUUGGGUGUCCUAACACUGAGUGACAGUAAUGACUGUGCAGAAGGCUGAAUUUCCUCCAGGUGCUGCAGGGAACUCUGGGUAAAUGUCCAUCAAAUGCUAACAGAGUGAUCAGUAAUACAGCUAAAUAUUUGGACAUAUAACACUUAUUAGUCAGAACAGAUGGAGUUUGGAGGGUGCUGUUGGAGGAGUUCGACUAAUCGUACUUUAUAAUAUGAAAUCCUUUUUCUUCGGUCUCUACAAGCCGUGAUAAAAAGAUCAAGUUCUGACAAAGAUCAACAUAAUAGACUCAUGUCAUAUGAAGACAGAUUUACUGACGAGCAGAGGCGGUUGUUGUCACCUAGAUGCUACCAUACUACCACGUAUUCAAGGUUUGAUGAGUUCAUGAUCACGAGUUUACAGAUGGAGAUGUUUCAGGGUUAGGGUUUAUUUCAGAGAUAGUCACAGUAAAAGGAGUCAAGAAAAUCAAGUUUUUUCUUCAACUCAAUGUUUGAUUCACGUAGCAUGAUGCCCUCUGUCCCCCCGGCCUCUCACAGUCAGCCUUCUUCCAUUCUUUCUGCUCUUCUUAUCUCUCCACCCUUUCUACUUUUUUUCCCAGCAGGCUUUGCUGUUCUCCCUCAGAUGUACCUCCUACCAUGAGGUUUUGAGCUUCGAUCAAUCUCUCUGUUUGGUCCCUCUCUUACGUAUGCUCUUCAUUAUUCCCGCCAGCCUCCCCCCUCCCACAUCUCCUUCACCCUCUCCUUCCUCCAGCAGGGAGCUCCAUCAACUCCAGUCGUCUCUGGUUCGUGUGUUUGUGUGUGUGAGUUUGUAUGUGCCUCCAUGCGUGUGGGUGUGUUGUGUGGAGUAAAUGGCCUCCAGGAUCCCCUGGGUGGCAUCUCAGAUGUACUCACAGAGAGCAGAGUCAUGACUAAGACUGCAAGCCUUUCAUUAACUCUGAGAGAGAGACAGCAUGGCUCACAGAGUGGAAGAAGUCAGCUGAACCCACUCAGCACAUAGAAAUUGUCCUUCACCUCAAGUGUGGGGUCAGAUCUGAGAUGUGUGUUACUGAAUGUGGCUCACAUGUGUGGGUGUAGUUCACCUCAGGUAUCCACAGUGAGUUUGAUUUUGUUGUAAAAAAGUACGAUUAGUUUAUGUCAAUGUUACAGAUGGACAGAGUUAACCUUAAGCUGGUGACCACACCAGGAGAGUCAGUGGAGACCAGAUACAGACACAAUAAAACAAUAAAAAAUACGCUAAUAUUAAUCUGCAAUUAAACAAUGUUUUGAUUUAUUGGUCUUCUUUAGUAGGAUAUGGAGAGAUGAAAACACCUCCUCGCAUUUUUAUCGUCCUUGUAAAAGAGAGUUUUUAUAUUUUCUCCUCUAACCUCGAGAAGCUUAAACCAAGAAUCUGACUUUUCUUUUAGAAAGUUAGUUCAGAUAAAGUCAAAAUAGGUAACACUACAAUAACAUCAUUUACAUUUCAACCAAAAACGUUAGAGAUGUAAUCUCUCCACGCUACAACAAUGACAGUUUUUUCCUUUCUGUAUUUUCACUGGUUGUAUUUAUGUCUUCAUGUUCGUAUGCAGUAGUUUUUCAUUUUGGAGUCUGAACUUCACUUGCUACCAGGUGCUUCUCAGCCUUUUGCAGAACCUCUCUAUACAUAUAUGGGAGAACAUGUUACAAGACCUUCAGCAUGUCUUGUUGAUGUUCUGUAUUCUAGUUUGGUUUGUUUUCUGCUGUUGUUGUUUUGUCUUAACUGCUGCCUUAAAUAGACGCCCUCCCACUUCGAUUCAGUGGAACAAAAAUCAAAACACUGGCCGCUAAUGAUGUAAAAAAAAAAAUGUUUUGAAUCGAAACCUCCUGCAGUUUUACUGGGAGAAAAAUAUACCUGAGUGGCCCCGCUUGUAAAAAUACAUCAGGGUAGAAGGUCAGGAUCGUUUGGAAAUACAGUGAGAAAAUGUAGAUGCAUCCUGGUACAAUCAUGUGUACUGACUUAGUCCAAUCACACCAGUUUGUAAAAGCAAAGCUAUGCAUCCAUUAACUCAGAGAAGAUUUAUUCCUCCACUGAGAUUCAUUUAAGGGACCAUCUGAUUUUGAAAACCGACCAAUAGAGUAAAAAAAUGAAGCUUUGUUUCAGGCUUGGUUGUAUUUUAUGGACCUCUUGUUCUAACUUUGACACAGCACAACAUCUCCAAACUGAAUCUUUCACCUCUCUGCCACAAAUAAAACCCUGCCCCCUCCCUGACCGUCCCACCCUUCUUUGCCUUGAGGGGUUUUAUUAAUAUCGAUCGAGAAGGAAAGCUGAGGUCUCCAUUGAAGACAGUGUGAAGGCUGAGAUAUUUUUAGGCGCCGUCGAUUGGCAGCGGUCUCUUAUAGUGGGGGUGUGACCUGGCAGAGAGCUUCGAAUCAAUGCAGAAGGCAUCGAUGGAUGUUCGUCUAUAUGUUGAGGAUACAACACAGAAGGAAUAUUGGCUCUUUGAAGGAAGUAGACUGAUAAGUGAGUCCAGGCUGCCAUAUUGAUUUCAGCGAAUAAAUCCACUUCAAUUAGGCUUUUAUCAAACUGGAGAUGAGGAAGAGGUGAUUGGCUAAAGGAGGAUUUUACGAUGAGCUGAAGAAGAACUGAAGGCUUAAGAUGCUGCUCGAAACUAACUUGAUUCGAGAAGUGAUAUCAAAUUCAUGCAAUUCUCUCCAGAAGCCUCCUUAUCUCAACUUGUGGUAUUUGGAAGUAAAGUUGGACUAAUUUCAUCACUCUUGACUUGAAGUAUUUUUUCGUCCCUCGCAGCGUCUCGGAUCAAACUGAAGCCGCCUGGAGACGGAGCAGCGUUUUAUCUCAGUUCUUACACGGAGAUGUUUGAGAUCUAGAUUAUAAUUUGUGUUAACAGGGGGAGGCCUCUCCUUUCAUCCCCACUUAAAUCUAAUAUCCUUCAACUUCCUGCUUCUCGCUGACUCAUGCAGGUCGUGCUCUUCUGCGCCGAGGCAUGGUGUGGAUAAUUAAUCUAAUUUUAGUGCCGUAUGAGUAUUCAACUGGACAAGAGGUUCCAGUUAUCACAAAAGGCAGCGAGUCUAAAAAAACAAACACCAUUUUAUUCUGAUUGUUUGUGAUGGAGGUGUGAAAAAUGAGCAUAUUUACACACACGCUUGUGUCCCAGCUGUGAGUCAUAUCCUGUUUUUGUUUAUAUGUUGGAUACAAUCAUCGCAAAGAACGCAACAACACAAACACGCUGAAGGACUGUGACAAAGAGAAAGAAAAAAUAAUUAAACAUGAAUAAGUUUCCAAGGUUUAGUGUGAUAAUGAGCUGAAUGAACACGGACAGAAGCGCAAGCAGAGCUGAGGUGAUUCAGUCGUUAAUUCCUGAAAUCGUUAGUCAAGCAAAAUUACCAAAUAUUUGCAAAUUGAAUGCAGUGAUUCGCUGUUUUGGCUCAUUAAAAUGGACUUCAUUAAACACAGUUUUAAUCACUUUUCUCUUUGACAUUUAAAUAUUUAACAAGAGGAACUCCAGACUUUAAGAGUGGCGCCAAUUAGUGCUUGUAGGAGUAAAACUGUGGAUUUGUAUGUAAUUUAUUUGUCGUUGUAAUUUCACCUUUAUUUAAGCAGGUUAGUCCCGCUGAGAUUUAGAGCUUCUUUCUUAGGGAGACGGGAGCAAAACACAUCAAGCUGCAGACAGACUCAUGAGAAACAAAAGGACAAUUUACCGGCACUACAAAAGAGAAACUGUACAAAAGAGAGCAGAGCAGCAAUGUAGAAAGCUUAAAACAACAACAUUCUGGAGCAUCUGUCUCAAUCUUUUUUGGUUGAGAGUAGGGCUGGGCGGUAAACCGAAAAAAUUCACAGGUACCGAAAUUCACGACAAUAACCGACGUCAUUUUGCCCAUAUUGGUAUAUUUGGUGUCAAAAUAAAUAGAUAAAUAAGUAAAAGUUAGUUUUGAAUGUGUGAAGGUAGGCUAUGGUCUCAUGUCCCUUUAAGAUGGUGUCCUACGUCAGAGACAUGACUCCACCCCGUAACAAAGAGGGAAAGACAGGUGAGGAGAUGGAGGACGGCUUAAAAGUUGUAUUGGCUGAAGUAGACAAAGUUAAUGUGGGAGGGGGUGAGCAGCUUGUGAAGUAGUUAUCGUCCAUUCAUCACUAUCGAGGUGAACUGAUCAAUAUAUUGUGAUAUUGAUUUGAGGCCAUAUUGCCCAGCCCUAUUUGAGAUCUACAAACAUCAAAUGUUGCCAAUUCCAGGUUGAAAUUGCAGGAAAUCCAACAGCCCUUUAUUUCAAUAUUUCUGUGCAAGCUUUCGAGAGCAUAAAAAAGUCCUGAGAGUGCAAUGAAUCCUGCUCAGUACUUUCCUGUGCGAUAUAAACACACAGAUCGUGUGAUAACGGGCCAAAAACUGCCUCAUAAAUUAAGUUGUACUAAAACAUUUGUCUACAGGUCGCCAGAGAUGGCCAAGCGACUCACAAUGAUGAGUAAGAGCUUUAUAAUUGGUGAUAAACCUCAAGGACGCAUGGCAAGCUGUAUCAAUUAUACAUAUACAUGCUUUAUAGGUGACACAUCAAGGGGACAAACAUACAAGGUUGAUGCCAGUUGGAAGAGAGACAGGAAAUGAGCUAAUGUGCCAGCUCUAAUGGCCCUCGGGGGUCCUGCAUGACCAGGUGAACCGCAUCAGCUAAAAACACUCCCCGGGCUUAUGAAACACACUGGCAAAAACAAGGACAGAGAAAGAGAUGUCAUCGAAAAGUUCUCCAUAUACCAGAUUACAUGACAAAUGUCCUCAAGAGUUUGUGAUUGGUGCCUGCUGAGUGGUCACGCUGUGGGCAAAGACGAAUCUUUUACUAAAAAGAUGGUCCAUGACUUCCCUAACAUCAGGACACAGUGAUCCUGCAAUAAUAGACAAUUAAACUAUGACACUCUACAAUAGAUGAGAGGAGUGUCCUGGCCAAGAUUUGCUGCAGUACUUUCCAACAGAGUUAAAGAGACAACUCCAUAAUGUAAACCGGCAGCAGUCAUAAUUUGGAUUUGUACAUUUUUUAAAUGAUUUCUGGCAUCAAACAGGGCUGUACUGCGGUAAGUGUCAUUUAAAAAGAAAAAUGGAAAUAUGGACAAGAGUCAAGACUACAAAGUGUUUUCAAAUAUGAGCUCAGAUAGAUAGCUGAUUAAGAUACCCAUAAAAAAUAUAACCUGGAUCCUAUCAGAACACUUGCAAAUAGGGCUGGGCGAUAAUCCAAAAAUUUACCAAUACUGAAAUUGACGACAAUAACCUACGUCACGGCAAAACACAUCAAACCACAGACACAAACACACAGGGAACCACAGGACGAAUUACAGGCACUGAACCGCACAACAAAAGAUAAACUAGGGCUGGGCGAUAAACUGAAUAUUUACCGAUAACGAAAUUUACGGCACUAACCAACAUCAUUUUGCCCAUGUCAAUAUAUUUGGUGUCAAAAAAAUAAAUAAAUCAAAGUUGGUUUUGGAUGUGGGAGGGGGUGAGCAGCUUGUGGAGUAGUUAUCGCCCAUUUAUCGUUAUCGAGGUGAACUGCUCAAUACAUCGUGAUAUUGAUUUGAGGCCAUAUAGCCCAACCCUACUUACGUAUCAAGAUGUGACUGGAAAUUAUUCAACAUGAGUAAUCCAUCUUAUCCAAAAUAUUCCCUUAUUAUCAUGUUUCUACACAGACCGGCUCAUGUAUUCAGGAUAAGGACUUGUAGGUUUAGAAGAAUCAGGAUUCUCUUUAAACAGAUUACCAGUGUGCACAUAAACAUACUUGUUCUUGAUUUUUCUAACCUCCUUUCUUUGUAUUCAUCUUUUAUUUACACUCCACUGAUGCGUUUUCAAAAAUCCGUGCAGCCUCUCAGAGUAAUCUUUCGGUUGCACCUUCUCCUCUGACUCGUCCUGUCUGGUUAAAGAACACCAACGGGGAGCCUUACACUCAAAUCUAAACUGCUCUCCCGUCUGAGCCGCCGCUGAUGCCGACGGCUUAUAAACACACCGCACUAAUCCUGGUGUCAUUUUCUUCAGACUGUGUGGGAUUACGUAUCUGUCAACACCAUCUUUAAUAAAAGUGCUGCUCUCUCAUUGUCAGCACAGUGACAGAAAGGAUAGUAAUGUCUUCACCUCUGACAAAAGCAGACUUACCAAAGUGUGAGUCCUUCAAGUUUCAGGGACACAAAGUCUUUCAGAUUUCAUGCACACAAAUCAAUGGAACUGAACAUAUCUCUUGUACCACAAAAUACACAGAAAUCACUCAAACUACAUCCUCACAUUUCAGUCCAGACUCGAAAAAGAAUUAAACCUGACUCAUUUAGUUUCCUCAUUGCAACUUCCAUUGUUUACUUUACACUGCAUUACACAGCAGCAUGUGUGCAGCAGCAGCUCAGGCAGGCCAGCAGAUACACAAAGAGCUGAAACAACAACCAACGCAGCAUCAAAUCUGAGAGCCGAGUGACAAGGGCGAACUGACAACUGUGUGAUAGAUGAACAGUAUGAAGUUGAAAAGUAACUGACGGCGAUCGUUCGGAAGUGCAUCGCCUCACGACAGCCUGACAGCUGAAAACUUUCACUCACUUCAGCAUCUUUCACCAAUUUUAGGAAACGGAUUCAAAAUUCGAACAGCAAAGUUCAUUAAAAUGACUCAUCAUGGGUCCAAUCAUGGAAAACGUCUGUAUAUGAGAAGUUAUUUCACCCCUGACUUUUUCAGAUCAGUAUCCUGUGCACACUGACCAUCUACAUAGUCAUCUGAGGCUCGACUGGGUAGAAAUGUUAAAUAUGUUGCAUGCAUUUUAAGCUUAAUCUUUUAAUGGACAGUAAACUUUAUCUUAUGCAAGGACUGCUGACUUGAUUUUCCUCUUUGUGUCAAAAGAUACAAUUCAUAACAAUUUAAAUCUCCUGUAAGUAGCUUCCAGUCUGUGUUGAUUUUGGCGCCCCCUGUGGACAAAAUUAUUCCUCUUUUUUUCUUUUUACUUAUUUCAGCAUUGCGUAUUCACUAGGGGUGGGAAUCACCAGUGGCCCCACGAUACGAUAUUAUCACGAUACUUGGACCACAAUACGAUAUUGCGUUUUUUAACAUUCUGCGAUACAGUGAGUUUUGCGAUUUAUAUCAUUUUUUUCAACUGUUUAGCUAAUUUAGAAUUCGUCUUUCGUUUAUGUUUGUCUUAUUUACUCAUUUUUUUUUUUUUAUUCUUGCAAACUUUAAAUAUAUUUGUUGUACUAACUUUUUCCUGCUCUCUGGUGUCACCUCUGCCAACUUCACUGGACAAACAGUUGAUUUUAUUUUUCUCCAUUAUCAUAGAUUUGACUUCAUAUUAGCAAUUAAUCUGAAAAACCCAUACCUGGUAAAUGAGCCGACGCGGUAUAUCACCAGACAAAAUAUCGCAAUACAAUGCUGUAUCGAUUUUUUCUCCCACCGCUAUUAUUCACAUAAAGUUCGUUUUAUUGCGAAAAAUGAACCUUUGCAAGUGUUUAUUUUGUGCGCUCCUACUCUAGUAAUGAUGAAAUGAUGAUUAAUGGUGCAGCCUAUCCCAGUAGUGAGUUCAGGUCAGGACAGUACACCCACAAAGCUCAGGGAAAGAUGUUGUGUGACAUACAGCUUCUACUUAAGACAACUUUUUAUCUUCUAUCUUGGGAAUAUAACUCAGUUAAGGUGCGAUUGAGCAUCUUUCCAUUCAUAUGUGGGAGUAUCUAAAGUAUCUCGCUCUACAUUGUUUACAAUAAUAAGAAGCAUAAUGUUUAAUCUCCCUAAAUCUCUUCAGAGGAAUGAUCUGUGGCCUCCAUGACUCACUCUGGUUGUGCCCUCUGUGUGCCAAAGCUUGGCGUGGAUAAUUGAUCUAAUUUUAGCACACUGUGUUUGUGUGUGAGAGUGGGACAGAGAGAAGUUCUGGACGGCGUUGUCAUCCUCUCCCAGUGAGCAUGUUCAAGACUGCGUCACUUUGACACACUGUUAUCUCCUUCUCUCUCGCUGUCAGAAUCCCUCGCUCGCCCUCCUCUAUCAGAGACGGCUGAUACACAGUGAUUGUGUAUUCUGAACUGAUAUUUCUACACUGAUACCUGUAAGUACUGAGGCAUCUGCGAUAAUGAAAUUAUCUAAAAUCCAUCUCUCUCUCUUUCUCUCUUUGUCUCUGCAGCAGCGGAUGCGGUGCCGGUACGGAAAGAUGGGGAUCAGGUAAAAUGCUAUUAUCUUUUUCUUUUUUAAUGUCUCACCAUUUCUGCACACCUCAAUCUACUUUACCCAUUUAGCUGAAAGCCUCUCUGUGUGGGCACAAAAGACAGCAGUGCUGAUGUCCUCAGCUCUCCUCUUACAGUCCACAGACAGAGAUGUUGCUGCAUGCCUGUGUCGUUUCUUGUCACCUCAAAUCAACCGAGGUGAGAAAAAAGAAGCGCUGCUACUCACCCAGAACUGCCUCCUGCUGCUAGACGGACAGGCCUCGGCCUCCAGAAAGGUCGUCUGGAUGAAAUCUCUGGAAAAAACAAACAAACAUUGUUCUCAGGGUUUAAGCUUGUGGGUUUGUGGUUGAGCAUUUGAACGUAUAACAUCCAUGUCACAUCUGGACUCCAGUACAUGAAAGUUUAACUAAAUUAGGGUAAAUCCACCACUACACUUUUAAUCAUGAGAACUUUUCAAUUAGUCUGUACAGUAUUGCUGCAAGUAUAUAAAUAUAUAUACACAGACACACACCAGUAGACUUCAUUGAUGUUGAUCUGCCCAGCGGUGCAGACUUUUGCUGCUUUUAGGGUGCAUAUCAUUUAUAUUGUUAGACAUGCCUGUGUGCAUUGUCUAUGAACUCACUCUUGACUUUAUUACAGUGCUUUUUUCACAUUUUAUGAAUCAAAAGACUACAGGCGGCUCUGUAGAGAGAAACGCUCGAGGGACAAAAGAUUUCCUUUUAUGCCUGCUGAUCGCCCUCAAAGAGCUUAAAAAACGUAAUACCUCCAAAAAAAAAACCAUCCUGCUCUGUUCUGUGCUGUGCUUCUGAGGUUUUGGCUCUUCCUAAACUUUUUGAGUCAGAUUUGGGGUCUGAAACGUGACCGUAUUUCAUAAUUUGUCCUUUAAAAUAGAGGAAAGUCAAUUGCUCAUGACAGCUUUGUAGCAUGGCAACAGUGGAGGAGGCUUCUGGAGUGCUGGAGGACGGCUUUAAGAGAUGGCGGGUGAAAUAAGGUGUUUCAGGUGUUUUCAGUUUUCCCACCCCUGUAUGGUUGAACCUGUCAUACACUGAUACAUUUCACUCACAUUGGAAAUAUUCUGUCCGAGUUAUACGACAUCUAACCACCAGAAAAAGAGGCGCUGGACAAGCCUGAAUGUCCCUGCACCACUUAAUUCAGACGAGUUAAUUUAGGGCCCUGAAUCAUGACUGCUUUCCUCCGCUUCGACAGAGAGGAGGUGCUGGGUUUGGAGUUUUUCUCCAGCCUGAGGGCGCCCCUGAUUCGUCCCACAGUCCGUAGUCCAGAUUAAUGAGAGGAUCUAAAUUGGUCGAGGUGCGAAUGGUUCACUGCCUGAAUGUGUCAGCUCAGUGACAGCUUUGCAACCUGUCGAGGGUGCACCCUGUCUCUCAGCCAAUCAAGUCUGAGGCCCCUCUGCACUUGAGCAGGAAAAAUUGAAUAAUGGUUGGGAGGAUUUAUUAUUACUUUUGACCCCUGAAGGGUUGGAGGCUGUGCAGAAAAUGUUCCUGCACUUUUGACUUGAUAUGAAUGUAAAGACCAUCAUAAAAGCUGACAUUUGUGUCUAAUACUUAAUCUAAUGUGUGUUUAUAAAGUCGACUCGCUGUAGUUUCACUUCUGCUGUGGUCUAAAUCGUCUUUCAGAGGCCUUUCAAACCCGACCAGAUGAGUAUCAACACAAACUUUCAAAACAGAGAUAAAGAAAACAAACAGAAGACAGACUAGUUUCAGCCUUCAGAGGCUCAUAUUAGUCAAACCUACGUACGUGUGCUCCUGUGUGUCUGCCCGCGCUCCCGUGACAGGCUGUGCUUGGCUGGGUGUGAAGGUGUGUGUGUAAAGGUGUGUGUGUGUUGAUAGUCUCUUACCAAGGCCACCGAGCUGCUCUCCCCAGGGCUUAGACUAUUACUGAGCCAUGUAUCACUUCUCAGCUGUGGACCCAUGGGAGGGAGAGAAAGAGAGAGAGCGAGAGAGAGAGAGAGAGAGAGAGAGAGAGAGAGAGAGAGAGAGAGAGAGAGAAACGGAGACAUUCAUCUUAUUGUUUUUCCCUCGCUUGCUGCGGUUUUCUUUUAUUUAGUGUCUUUGCUCUUGCAUGAAGGUCAAAUGAGCAGCAGUUAUUUCAGUCAUUGUAUACGCCUGCUGCAGGUAGGAAAUGUCAGCACAUAUAUAAAAAAAAGAAGAAAAAAAAAGCAGCAUCUUUGACUCAGAACCAUGAACCAGCUUUCUUCUUGUUCCCUAUAACUUCCAGAGAAAACAAAACAGUGACGUCUGUUUCUGUAACAUCAUCCAAAACUUCGAAAUACAGCAAAUAUUUUAGAUUUCUGGAUAAGAGCUAACAUUUGGUGACAAUGGGAUCACUUGAGAAUCAUCAAGUAAUCUUGUUUCCUAAGAUGGCUUUUGAGCCGUAAACUUCCACAAACAUGACUCCUCAGCUCAAAUUAGAGACUUAUAAAGAGAAACGGGGAUAGAGCAUGUGGAGAGGGAUUUGACAGAGUGGAACUCUGAAAGCUCAGGGGGGGAUCAGUCGGGCUUAGAAACGGGACGUGUGACAAACAAAACACUUAAGACUUCAAACAAAACAAAUACUGUAGAGCCCGAGCCGGGUAUUCAAACAAGAAACCUUAAAAGGCAACAGGAAAUAGGUGAACAGGAUUAAACCUGUGAUGACAAAACAUGUUACUGUGGAAAUUUAAGAUCAGAGAGAUCUGACAGAUUUCAAAAAGCUCUUUAUUACCUGUUUUUAGUCAGAGAGAAUCGAUUUAAUGCAAUAACUAAGUACCUCUUUAGCCUGGUAAUGAACUUUUUUUUGCCAACCAAUUAGGGCUGAACGGUAUGGCCAAUAAUAAUAAUAUAAUAAUAAUAAUAAUAAUAAUAAUAAUAAUAAUAAUAAUAAUAAUAUGACCAAUCAAUAUCACGAUAUAUUGAGCAGUUCUCCUUGAUAACGAUAAAAGAACGAUAACUACUCCACAAGCUGCUCACCCUCUCCCACAUCUAAUUCAGCCGCCGCUCCAGCCACUACAACUUUGAACCGUCCUCCAUCUCCUCUCCACUUCUCCGACGUAGGACAGUGUCUUAAAGGGACAUGAGACCAUAGCCUACCUACACACAUCUAAAACCAACUUUUAUUCAUUUAUUUUUUGACACUGAAUAUACUGUUAUGGGGAAAAUGAUGUUGGUUAUUGUCAUAAAUUUCAGUAUCUGUACAUUUUCGGUUUAUCGCCCAGCCCUACAUCCAACUACCAUAAACAGAUGAGUGAUAGGGCUGGGCGAUUCAUCAAAUAUUAAUUACAGUCCAGUAGAGCAGCUCCCACUUAAACAUCAUCAUAAUAAACUUAGAGAAACAAAACAAAAGCUGGGAGCGAAACGACUUUGAAGAUCCUACUCUUGUAUCUGGAGCACAUGGUGCAAUAGCAGUGCAAGCUGUCAGGCAGCCGCAAGAGGAGAGAGGAGAGCGGGGAUAGGAGAAGAUGUAUUUAUCUGUGUGUCUGAAAAGCCAAGGGACAGAAUGAGCAAAAAGAAAGCGAGAGAGGCUAUAGUGCCAUGACAACCAUGUGAGAGCAUUUUAUGACCGUAGAGCUAAAAAGCAACUAACAUCAAAGCGAUGGACCAACCAGCUAACAAUGCCGACGCUAGAGCUCCAUGCAUGGUUAAAAACAGACUCUAGAAAAUGAUGAGGUUGUUUUGUUUCGUUUUGCUACAUCAAACAUGCAAAGUGCAAAAGCAGCUUUUAAAAUUGUUCUGACAUUGUUCAUGUUUUUCUAACAUGAGCGUAUCAGAGGUACGGGCUCAUCAGGCUGCACUCACACUGUCACAUUAAGGGCUAUUAACUUAAGUGAGGAAACAUCCCUGUAGCAUUAGAGCUCGGGGAAAGGCACAUUAGGUGAAACAUCAGCCUGUUUGUGGUCCCACUAUUAGUGAGAUCAAUACUGAGUGCUCCUAUCAGAUCUCCUCUGAGGAUGUAUGUCUCCCAAAUUCACACAAGUCCGACUGAAACACAAACAAAUCUGAGUGAGAGGGAGCUGCAGCUAAACACAACACUCAACGUUUCACUAUCAAUCUUUUGUUUUUUCAAAAGAGAAACACAGAUAUUUUCUUCAAGGUGUUUAAAAGACAUCUGUGGUACUUAGUGUCUUUAAUAUUUAUGUUUUAAGACUCAGAGACCACAUUUCAUUUCUAAUACUCCUUCUUUCAGACCAGUCUUUUAGUGUGAACCACUGACUGUACUUAAAUUAGACAACAUGCCUUUAUAACUGCCUGUCAUGAGAUGUGACGUCUUAAAACUACAUCUAUAGGAGCUGACAUGUUGCACUUUGGAGACAAGGCGUGUGCAGAAGCAGCUUGGUUAAUGUUAAAUAUCCCUCAGGUGAAAAGAACAGAUUCUUGUGUUGCUCUGAAGUGGACACUUUAAGCUUUUGACUCUUGUGUUGGUGUUUGUUAUAUUUUCCGAGUCUGUUUCUCCUCUGCUCUGCUAACGCUGCAGGAGCCUCAUUCGUCAACAGAGCUGUCAAUCAAUUGUCUUUGUAGUACUAAAUAACUGGUUAUAACCUAACAAACAUGGAUGUAAAUCUAAUUAUUAUGACAGAAACCAUGUUUGAGAAACAUUUAUGAGAUGUCUUUGUCUCAUCGUUUGACCCGUUUCCCAUCUGUCAACAUGGAGGCGGGGUUUAUGACCCAUAUAAUACAGCCUUUUGACGUCCUCUGCUCAUCUUGUUUACAUUUGCAUGGAUUGAGUUUUCAUGAGAAGAAAAAAAUCGAGAACUUGCAUUUGUGAUGAAAAAUUGAAGCAGAACUAAGACAGAGCUGAAUUUCUUUUAUAUACAGACUUUUCUACCAGCUUUCUGAUGACAAACGUUCAAAGUUUGUACCUGAUUUUAUUAUAAGAAAGUUGAAAAUAACCACAGAUCCAUAUGGUUUUGCACUCAACAUCUACUGCAAAGCAUUCUGGGAGAGGCUCAAACAUCCUCUGACCCUGAGCAGGAUACACAGGUAUAGAAAACAGACUGGUACAUAGAAGGUUUUUGUGACUGUGUAGACUGUUUACUUCAGGAAAAUACUUAGAGGCCAGAUUUUCCAGCAGCAUAAAGAGCCGACCGAACCAGCUGGGCACACAGUUUAACGCUGAGCUGAGAAUGUCAGUUUACUGACAGACUGUCAAUGUUAUCACAGCUGAAUGGAUUUGAGUUUCAGCUCGCACAAUGCCGCUGCGCCUCACUUCGAUUCAGGAAAAUCCACUAUUGAUGAGGCUCCUCUGUGAUAUACUUUACGGACUCCAUUUGAAUUCAGAAUAAGAGCGCAAACACACACACACACACACUGACACACACACUCAUUUCAAAGAUGGUGAUGACUCCCCGUUUUCUGUCCUCGUUUGACCAUGAGAGCUCAACAUUCACACACUGAGGGCUGCUUCUGAAUCCAAAUCCUGCAACCUCUGACGCAGGCAGUGUUAAUAAUUCACACACACAGUCCAAGGACAGAGAUGACACCGGCGUUACUGCUCACCGCUUCUACCGUUAUAAAGCAUCCACGCCUAAACCCCACUCAUUCAGCUUCUCAUCCUUAAAACGAGCCGACCCUAAACUCUGCUGUGUUUGUUUCAUUUUGAAUCAUUUAAAAAGGGCGAAAUAUAGUUUUCUUCUAAAAAUUUACAGCAGUGAAGCAGGAUAACGAUAAAUGAUGAUAAUGGGAUCUGUUACUUGGCUGUAAAGAACAACAUUAGCUGUGUUUUACAUGGGCACAAAUAAUCGGAAUAAAGGCCCGAUCAGAAUAAAAAAGCCUCAUGUAAACAUGUGGAUCGGACGAUUCUGAUCCAAUUCGGCUCAAUUGGAAAGAAAUAUUAUUUCAAACGAGAGGGGUGGUCGAGAGGACUUUUUCUUUUUUUUGGAUAGAUAAAUCUUUAUUCACUUUCAGUAACUGUCCUCAGAUGUUCGGCCUGUUUGCAUGUUUAGUCCUUGGAUGGGUGAUAAGUUAGAUAAUGUUUGAUUAGCUGCUGUUGAUGUCAAAUAGAAACCCAGAACUUCGCAUCAGUCUCACCCUGCUAGGGUUCAAUGUGACAUAAUCAUCAGCUUAUCAUUAAACAUGAAUUUAAAUAAAUUAGAAAGUGAUCUUGGAAUAUUUGUUCAACCUUUUUCCUUUCAUCGAUCGGAGCAACACAAAAAGAGAAGGCCGUGCUGAGAGGAGAUAAUACCAGUUCGGGUUUUUUAAUCGACCUCUAACGUUGUCAUAGAAAGUCUAAGGACAUCGCUGAUUCAGUCUUUCAUAACUGUACAGUGACACUGGGCUGAAACUUUCAUAGCAAAGAGUAAUUUUCUGUAAUUUGCUGUUCCAGACCAAAUGUUUUAUUCUCUGAAUGAUAAGAUAAAAAAGUUAAUUUGUAUUCACUCAAUCUUCUGCUCUAAUGAUGACCAUUUUCAUUAGCUUCUGGUAUUAAAUAAACUGCUGUUAAAUUGGUUCAGUGUAGCCUGUCAGCUCCGUGAGUUAACACUGAUUUGAUUCAUGGUGAAGGUUAAAAUAUCGGUUGUUUAUUGUUGUUUUUAUUCAGGUUAGUCCUCCCAGGUGUGCACAUUAUUUAAUCUGGACGUCUAAUUUCUCACAUCGUCUCUUUCGGUACAGCAGAUCUUAGUUGAAUUAGUGACGGCUGGUUUAUUCACAGCCUCUCUGCUUUAUUGGGGAGGAUUAUUCUCGUUCCUCGUCCACUUUUAAUGGAAAUAAACAUCUCUGACGUUAAUUUUACGACGAGGGAGCAAAGAUACUGCCUGGGGGGACAAGAAAGUAGUUUCAAUUUGCCAACCACCCUCUAUAUUUAAAAUGUUAACUAGAGCAAAAAGGUCUUUGAGCGAGUCAGAUUGAGGUUAACGUUCACUCAUGAAGAUAUUUUUGUUUAAGAGUCAAGCAGCUGCUGAUUAAAUCACAGAUUAAAGAGGCUUAUGUUUUAUUUCCUCUUCUCUGAUUACGUUCUUAUUUUCUUUUUGACAACUUCCAUCCAGUUUGUCCAUUGUCUGCGGCCUUGUUAUUAUUAUAUUAGCAUUUUUAUUUGGUUUGCUGCUUUUUAUGACCUUUGAAGUAACAAUAAUAUGAUAUGAAAAGGCUCCUAGAUUGUUUCGUUGAUUUAAAUUCUUCAAUAUCUAAUCUUUAAUUCCACUUUCUUAGUAACAACAAACACAUCGAAUUGAAUGGUGCUGCAGAAGAUUAGAUUUUUAUGCUAAAAUUCACCCCUUAUUCAUGUGAAGCACACAACUCUGGAGGAGAAAACACUCCGAAUGCUGUUGAUUAAAUCGGAUUCAUGGAUUUGUUGCAGCUGGUGGUAGCAGGUUUCGCUUUCUUGCCAACAAAAAACAACAAAUGAAUCCACUGACUGAAAAGAGAGAGCCUCCCAUGUUCUUUCUCUUCUUUUUGGCAUAAAGUAUCAAAGAUGAGUUGGUUUGGCUGGUCAAAUGUGUUUGUUUUUAUCUACCGCGGCAUUUUAAAGCAGCUGGAAAUACAGCAGGGCACAGAAAGGCUACCUUUUCAGACAGGAUGGGGUAUUUUUUCAUUUCCUUGUUUUGGGAAUAAGGCGUCUUUCUUCAGUGGAGCUUCCUUAAACCUGUCUGAGGUGGUGUAGGUGCACAAUUUACACUCUGAUAAUGUAAUUUUGUUUUAAGCCUUUUUCAAUGGAUGACAAGAGGAUAAUGAAUGCAGCGGUAAUGUAAGAAAAUGAAUAACUUUAUAGUAUCGCUGCCCAUUAACAAUGAAGACAAAGGAAAGUGGAACUUGACUCAUUUUCAGAUCCAAUAACGUCUAAUGGGUCACCCUAUUAUCCCUGUACAGACAAAUAUCUUUGCACGAUAGAUUAUGCACUUUACCCACAGAAAAUCUUGGCGUCUCAAAGUCAAAAUAUGUUUGACCGCUCAAUUAUAUCCUAUAACCUUCAAUUUUUCUGAGCUCCUCUGAAACAGCAGUCACUGCUUUGCCAUGACACGAGACAAAGUUUCUGCAUCUACUUUGACACAAAGUUUAGGGCAUUUCUGUUCACCUUCCGUGCAGUCUGUGAUCUGUGAAGAGUAAAAGGAUGAUAACAAGCUUAAAGUGCCAGAGGAGGGAGUCUCAGGGCACAGCCACGCAGUGUCAGAUGUUAAAAAAAUCAGAAAAAAUCACUCUGACAGCUGUGUGUCUAAAUACUCUGGACGGUUUUUCAAACUGAUCUCCUCUCAUCUCUGUGUUUUUGACAACAUAAUGAACACGCAUGAUGAUUUGAGCGUGUAUGUAUGUGUGUGACUACAUGCUCGCAUAUGAGGGCAAACAAUUAAUGUCAUCCAGGUUCUUGCCGAGGACCACAUUUGCUGUUGCCCUUGGAAACAACUGAAUGGUUACCAUUGGUUACGUAAACAUUCUGAGGUGUAGACGGACAAAGAGGGAUGGAGCAGCUGGUUACACACAAUAUAUAAAAACCACCAACAUAUACGACAUUUUCUAUCGUAACAAAACCUGCUCCUGAUGCCCUCUUUCUACUGACUCUGCUGAUGAAAAUAAAUGAGGUUUUACUGGAUAAUCUUGUGAUUUUUAGUGUCCAGGUUUACAAACACCAACUGCUGAAUGGUUUAGCUAAAAGCAGGAUAUUUAAGAAUACAACUAAAACUCCACGAGGGUCAGACCUCGUUAGAUUAUUUUCAUUUUCAGCUUUACUCUUGAAAUCAAUUACAGACUAAGCUUACUUGUAAUUAAUUCAGGAUAUAAAUCAUGUUUUUCUUUUUAAUAAAGGGAGACGUUUUAAUGACCUUUGAUGAAAACCUGACCUGAAAUCAAAUGUGGAGAUUUAAACGACUACCUGACAUCAGAAUUUAAAUGUUGGAUUACUAUUAUUCAGAAUAGAGGCUUAAAUCUAGUUUCUAUGUCCCGAAAUUCCUCUCCCCUCUUUCAAAUCUCUUUCUUCUCCUCCUGUCUUUUUCUACACCUGUCCUCCCCCACUUCCCCCUUUCCUUCCUCCCUUCUCUCCUUCCCCCAGCAUGGCCGUGCCGAGUUUUCCUGGGAAGGAAUCAAUGUAAGUCUCCUUGUUUUUAAUUUUUUUCACUCCUCUUUUCAUUCCCUCCUGUUUCACUCACCUACUACCUGAGUUUGGUUUUGAGUAUAUAAGUUGACAUCCCACUUGUUUAUCCUUCCCCCCUCUGUCCAUUCUCUUAUCUCCCUCUCUCUCUCUCUCUCAUCCCCUACUUUUACUCCCCCCCCCCCACUAACUCUCUCUCCCAUCGGUCUCUUCUCUGGGCCCUCUGCUAAUCUACUGUCCUGCAAGCUUCAUAUAUACACAGAGUCACAGAUAACAGGCAGUAAUAAGCUUAUCUCCUCCUCGACUGAAGCCUGCGCACAAGUCCCAGUUUUAACUGAAAGCUCUGCACGCUGAAGUGCAAGGGUACUCAGCUGUUUCUGUACUUUCAGCAGAAUUUAUUUGCACAGUGUGAAUUUUGUUGACUCAAGUAUGCUUGAAGGCAAAUCAUCUCACACAAGCACACAUCUGUUUAAAGCAACAGCAGUCUGGAGAAAUGCAGUGUGAACAAAGACCUUGCUGACCUUAAAGGACUUUUGUUGGUCCUGAGAUUUACUUUAAAUUCCGGUACUCCUGGUCUGUUAAUCCAGCCUUACGGACCAGUAGGUGUUAGUUCAGUUGGGUUUGUUAGAACUGGUGGAUUUGGGAGAUUCUGCUAUGUUUUUUUUUACCCAACAAACUCAUGAAUAUUCUGCUUGAUUUACCAGGUAGUGACUGAGUUUGUUUGGCGGUACUGUGCAGAUACCAUGAGCACAGACAAGCAGAUCCUCUUUGCUGAAAAUAUGAACUUGGUUUUGGAAAACGGUGACAUUGCAAAUUGCAGUGACAAAGAUGUUCAAUCAAAAAUUAUGAGCUAGAGAAGGUUAAUCAAUUAAACUAAGUCAUGAUUCAUUUGGUGGGUAAAAAAACAAAAAAACUGUUUUUCAUAACCAAGUGGAGGUGAUUACUGGAAGUGGUGAAUAAACUGGCUAUGAAAAUUGUGUUGAAAUCUCUGCUGGUAACACCCUGAUGAACAGUUAUAAAAAAUAGUUGACUCUAGAAGCACGACUAAAAGGUACAUCACAAUUUUUUUCCAUUUUAAUUAAUCAUAUUUCUGCUACAAGUGCACCUGUAGAAACUUUCACCGCCUUUGUGCUUCUUUGUUAUUGUCGUUGGAUGGUUUUUCACCCGGUGCACGUUGGUAAGACUGCUGUUUUAUACAGUCAUAUUAACACUGAACACAAGACAGUUUAUCAGACGAAAUAACCUCAAGUGUCUGCCCGGGUAAAUUAGUCAUCAGUGACCUGAUGACAUGAAUGUGUCUGUGGAUUUCUGACUAUUAGACGUGUUUUUCCAUGACUUGUUGCACUUUUUUAAGAACAGUUUAUAAGCACAGCAUAAGGAAGAAAAGCUUUUUUGGCCAUGAUGACUAAACAUAGUGACACAUUCUUUCCUCCCACCAGGACAAAGAUCUUUCUUUUUAAAACUAUCACAUAACUAUCAGAGAAAUUAUAACUAAAAUUAGACCAAAGUGUGUUUUUAAUAUCAGCUUAAACAAUUCAUAGAUAUACGGACCAAAUUAUGAAUAAUAUCAAUCGCAAUUUUCUGAAAUCCCAAUUAAACGUUCAGUCCAAAUGAAAACUGAUACAUAAUUUACUGAAGAAUGAAGCAUAAAGGUUGCUUCCAGUCUAUCCUGCUGACAAUGACGUCUUGUUCAGAUUUAGUCUCUUAUAUCAAACUGGUUUGAUUUUUUAGAACCCACUUGUUUGAAACAGGACAACUGUUUGCUCUACAACACUAUCAUAACCACACUGCUGUAUCACUACAGCGUAUGAUGUUUCUGUUACAUGUAAAGAGAGCACACGGCGUGGUCUAACACUCCAAGUGUACAUCACUCAGGGACCAAAAACAAAUCAUUUCAGUUCUCUCAGUGUGGUAAUUAAAGCACUUUAACUCACGUUGCAUCACAUUUAUCACAAAUCCCCUGGUGGGAACACAGUCCACAUGUUUUCCUGCCAUUUCACUCUGUAAUUAGCUGUUGGUAGGACCUCAUUAGAAGGAGCGCUUUGUCUCUAUGUUCAUUUGUUCACUGGUUGGUUUGCCAUGAGCACCGGCGCCAGGAAGUACAGUAGAAAUCACAUAAGCAUGAGCUGUUCAGUGUUUUGAGCAGUAAAUCAGUGUGCUUGGUCUUAAUGAUUUGAAUGUUUAUGACCUGAUCUGCUUCUAUUAGGAGUUAUGAUAAAUCCUCAAAUACUAAUUCAAUUCUGUAAGUACAGGAGAAACAACAGAGUCAAUCUAACCCUCAUAUCACAGAGCUGUCUCAUCACACUGGCAUCUGAAGUUUUAACGACGAUGAUAAACAAACAGCCUGUAGUUUCUUCGUGAAGUUGUAUUUAUUUUAUAGGUAGGAGGGAUAAUCACUAAGGGCAUCUGAGACGGCAAUAAUCUCUGAAAAAGACACUCCAGUCAGUCACUUCUGGGUCAAACUGGUUUCAGAGGAACAGGGGGGCUGAAUGAGAAGAUCAUUAAAACUGGAAACACAAAUUGAAAUAUUUGUCUCUGCUCUGAGGAUGAGUCCUUGGAAAUAAAAGCUACAUUUUCUCAUUUCCUCUCAGCAUAUCCUACUUAAACACACCAGCAUAAUGAAUAAAUUACCUUGGGACUGUUUCCACUACAUACUCAUCUAUUUUUUUCAUGUUCAUUGAAAGUUUGCUAAUGAAUACACCAUAGCCAUCAGUAGUUUUUCAAUUUGUCAAGAUUUUCAUCAUGAUUUUGUGCCACUAUAUAAGCGACUGUGCUAAUGAAAGACUGUCCAUUUAAAAUUCUUUUAUUUCACCACUUGAAAACCUGUUUUCCCUUCAGAAACAGCACUCAUAUGAUUCAUUUUUCAAUCAGUGCUUCCUGUGUGUAAUGUACCAGCUGUUCUAAUAAUUAACCCUCCUUUCUUAUUCCCUUUAUUACAACCAAACUUCUGUUCUUUCAUUUCACUCAAACCAUUUUCUAAAUCUUCAAUCAUCUGCUCUUAUUACCUCAAUUUCUUUGAAUCCAUUUCAUUUGUCUCUCUGGCCUUCAUCUCUUCCUCUUUAUCACCUUAAUUUUUGUUGUUUUACCUGAAAUGCUGCUUUCCCCUCUCUUUUUUUAACCUGAAUAUCCCCCUCUUGCUGUCUCUUGUCCUCACUUCACCCCCUCCCCUCUCUCUUUAGUUGUCCGUGGAGGACACUACUUCCAUUCUGCCUCGUCUCAAGAGGAAACCUGCCAACUCUUAUGGGAUCGGUGCCCUGGCUAAGUCCUCUCUGUCAGGUGUGUCAGGUGUGUGUCUGUGCUGCUAGAUGGUAAAACGCCCCCAUGUUGCUUCCACAUGCUCCACAGAGGGUCAAGAGUGAAGUUGUUGUUGAGGAUUGAAAGGAUGAAAUUCCUUUCCUCUUUUUUCUGAGAGAUAAUUGUUGUUUUCUUUUUGUGGUAUUCGAAUGUUUAUUUUGUGUCAGAGUAGGUAACAUAGCACAACAUAUCGCAAUACAAUACGUUGCAUCGCAAAAUAUGACGUAACGUAAAGUAUAGAAAGUAACUUAACGUAAAGCAACACAGUGUAAAGUAACGCAACAUAAAGUAACGUCACAUAAAGUAACGUCACAUAAAGUAACGCAAUGUGGAGUAAUGCUACGUAAAGUAACAUAGCGUUGAGUAACAAAGUAUGGCAUGAAGUAAUGUGAUGCAACAUCAAUUUGCGACAAGUAACGUAACGAUGUACCUUAUGUAAAGUACAUAAAGUAACGCAACAUUAAGUAACAGCGUAAAGUUACACAAUGUAAAGUAACGCACUGUGAAGUAACGCAAUGUAGAGUAAUGCUACGUAAAGUAACAGCGUUAAGUAACGUAAAGUAUGGCAACAAUAAGUGACAAAGUAACGUGGCAUAAAGUGAUGUGAUGCAACGUCACAUUGGGAUAAGUAAUAUAAAAAUGUACCUAAUGUAAAGUACAUAAUGUAAUGUAACAUAAAGUAACACAGCGUAAAGUUACGGAAUGUAAAGUAAUGUGACGCAUCAUAAAGUAAUGCAACGUAAAGUUACGCAACACUAAGUAUCGUAACAAAGUACUGCUACGUAAAGUAACAGAACGUAAAGUAACGGAACGUAAAGUAAUACUACGUAAAGUGAUACUACGUUAAGUAACAAAGUGUACACUCACGUAAAGUAUGGGGACAUUAAGUGAUGUAAAAUUACAUGGCGUAAAGUAACGUAAAGUUACAAUCUAAAAACAAUGUGCGUGAAUAGGACAAUGGCAUCACCAUUUUCAAUGGCUCAGCAUAUUGCCAGUUCAAUUAAGGACAGAAACAAUUGCGCUUUUAGCGCUCCGAAAUGCAACUUUACUCAAACGUUUUCUAUUAGAAACAUUUCUGAGUUUAUAGCCUCUUAGUCACAAAAUUAAAGGAGUAUAUAAUGUUUGGUCAUUGGCUUCGAGGUUAAGUCAGAUUGUUUGUCAACCAGCAGGUUACUUUUGCCUUUUGAGGCAUGUUAAAACUUGAGGAUACUGUAAGCUUGCAGAAAUAAUUUUAGAAGUUUAGAAAGGCUCUUGAGUUAAAGAGAUUAUCUAGCUUCCAGGGCAGCCCCUCCGGUAAACCUUUCUCGCAGGUUUAAAGCUCUAUGCUUGAUUGUACUUCCACUAUGUUUCUGUGCAACUCAGCGGCCAAACAAUUACACGACAGAGUAAAAAAGAAAAAAAAAAAACAGUAAUUAUCUUUUCAACUUUGCAAUCAAUGCCAGACUUUUGUAAACCAAACCUCAACAGACAACUUCACUCUAGAGCAGGAGGAGAAAGAGGAGCUUGGAACCAACAUGGCCGCCCCUGUGGGUGCCCCUUCCUUUAUCACUCCCUACUUUCCCUUCUUCUUCCAUUGAUAUCAACUGCUGACGUCAAUGACAGACAUAUUUCGCAGAGUCAUUGAUGGAAACCCAAUCAGACCGAUGAUUUCAAAGAAACUAAAGUAAGUAAGAAGACUUACUUUAAAGACUUACUGAAGCAUCUCCACAGGCGUGUUGGGAAAUGUAGAGCACUUGUUAUGUGGCAGUGCUGGUGGCGGUGUGGCCUCACAUUUGUGAAAUAGUGACUCUUUUGUGCAGUGUUGUGACCUUGAGUGGCUGGUGCCUCUUUUUUGUGCUCUCUCUCUCUCUCUCUCUCUCUCUCGUGCUUCGUGCUUCUCACUGUGGUGCUCUGUGCUUUGUAGUGUUUAAGUGUAGCACCUCAGUGUUUGUGAAAAAAAGUGCUUGUUUUUUUAUGUGUCUGGUGCACUUCAAAUCAAUCUGCUGCUGUAAUUUUACAGUGUAAAGCUGUUUUUUGAGCCUUUGAAUAGCAAAGACCCCAACACCCUCCCUCAUCUCUCAUCCCCAUUCUUUCCGUUCCUAUUUCCAUCCCCAAUUAGACUCUGCAGGGAGUGUUUGAUUUUCAAAUGAGAUUGGCUCUCUUUGUCUGAGGGGAAAAACUGUUUCUAUUUAUAGCUCAGCCUGCAACUUGCCCUCUGGACCGGGGGAGCAAUUUCCAAAGCUCUGUCUCUGUUUAUUCAUGCUUGUUUGAUUUUAAUUUAAUUUUUUAUCGAUCAGCCUCUCUAUGAGCAUUUGACUUAGUGUAUUUGUCACUAGUUUGAAUCCUAUAUUUGCAUCUUAAUUGGACGGAGAAUUGCCGGUGGACCCUUCUUAGCGCUCUGUUUACACUCAAGGAUUACUUUUUCCUUGCCUCUCUCAGUCUCUGUAACACGUUUUUAAUUACGCAAAGUCUAAUGAAUCUCAUUUAUUCUGUUUACCAGCAGAUGAGUAAUGGCUUUUAUCAUUAAUAUGGUUUGUCAGCGUUUCAGCUGUCAUCCUCGUCCCUCUCUGUUCAAUACUGAAAACUCAAAGGAGCUCGAAGAAAUCAUUUCUUGUUUUGUACUGUUAGCUUGUCACGUGACAUCUGACCUCUGAACCUGCCAAGAACAGAGGGCUUCAUUUAUGUCAUUAUACAAACAGUAGUUAACUGAGUUUUUUUACACUUUGAGGUUAAUCUGAUCUCUCAGAGACUGGAUUUCAAAGUAAAAGAGGAUUUUAAUUUUUUGUUUUUGUUUUUAAGUAGGACUGAGGAGAGAGUUCAAAAAACUAAAUCUACUGGAAGAUUUAAGCCUAACAAAGAACAACUUAAAGAGGAAAGACCACUUACUGCUGUUAGACUAGACUGCAUGAUGGUUAUCUGACUGAUGCUCUUCAUAGCUCCUGCUAAUCCACAUCAUAAUUAUGUAAAACAGCUAAUAAUGACAUGAUUUGAUAUGAAUCAACAGCGGGUGGUGACUCAGUUUGAUUAUUAACAUGCAACCAGUAAGUGAAUACGUUUUGCAGGGAUGCUGCAGUGACGUCUAUUUAAUAUAACGAGGAUAAAAUUGGAAAGCUGCUGUGGCUUCAAGCUCGGAUGCAUUUGUCUCCAGCGGUUAAUGUUCUUGAGCAAGGCAUUUAGUCCUCAGCUGCUCCAACAGAAGGGCUAAUUCUUCCAGAAGUUUCAAGGAUAUAUAGAGAAGAUGAACAGAUACGUUGGAAAGAUUUACAUCGGCAUGAAAACUGACUUAAAGCAGCAAAUACAUGUUAAAAAUCUUUAUAGACCCCUGACAGAGUUUUAGUCUUACCUCAAUCAGCCCUCCUGUCCUCAUUUUUCACACAGAACUCCCUGUAAUCCCUUUAACCCCAUGGGCAUAAGUAUGCCUCAUAGUUUCAUGAUAUACAAGUUUCUUCCCUCGUCUAAUCUCAUCCUCAUUUCCACCUCAUCCUCCCUAGUCUCCCUCACAUAGAGGAGUCCUCCGCUGCUGAGGCCAGAAGUAGUUUUGACAGUGUUUGUGUGUGUCUGUUGCGUGUGUGAAUGUGUUUCUGUAUGCGCCGCAUGUCUGCCCUCCGGCUCGUCCCCGUACCUGUUGUAGGUGUGACCCGCUCCAUGAAGGACAAAGUUACCAAGCCCACUGCCAUGGCCCAGGGUCGAGUCGCCCAUAUGAUUGAGUGGCAGAGCUGGGGCAAACCAUCUGCAGGGCCUAUGGGGGGUGCGGGACACACCAACCUGCAAAGGGAAAAAGAGAGGAGGAUGGAGAACGACGCUUACAGCGAUCUUAGUGAUGGUGAGAAGGAGGCUCGCUUUGCUGCAGGUGAGGGAUACGAAAAUCUACAGGUGAUAGACUUUUGUCAAAGAGUUUUAGUGCUGGGGGGGCCAAGAUUACUUCUAGAGUUUCCUUUACUAUUGUUGAACUCUUUCCUGGGGGGGAAAACCUUCAGUUAUAAAAUUUCCAUUUGGCUUCUUAAGACAAUAACAUGAUUUUCUGACAAAUUCUACUUUGUCUACUCUGUGUUGGGGUUUAAUACAAGAUCCUGCUGUAAAAGUAAGACCAUAUCAAUCUAUGUCUACAUUUUGUACCUGAACCUGAUACUGAAUGCACCCUAGACUGUGUUUCAGAGAUUCAAAAGGAUGAUAGUGUUAUUUUUAUGCUCCAUUAGUGCUGCUGCAUGUCAGGUGACAUUAUGUUCCCUCUCACUUCUUUACAGGCAUCAUGCAGCAAUUUGCGAUCUCCGAGGCCACUCUGUUCGGCUGGAACUCGAUGGACGGGGAGAGUAUGGGAGCUGGCUCCAACCAGGGCAGCGUCGCUCACCUCAGUGAGGUCAAUCAGGAGAGCAUCACAAGCAGAGGUACCGCAGUUAAAACCAUUCAAGUGCAAAUGAAAAUGGCUGUGUAAGUGGACGAGUUGGUUCACUUCAAGCGGCUUGAAUAAUUGCCUGAAAUCUUUUACCUUGGCAAACGUUGAGACAUUGCAAGUAAUUGCAGGGGGGAGUGAGAAAUAAGUGCAGUAAUUGUACUUUGAAAGCUGCUUUUAUGUAAUAAAAGUAGGCAUACAGACUUUUCUAUACUGAGUCUUUUAAAUCACAUGUAUGAUGGCAAUGUAUUUAUCACGGGUAAAUGCACAGUUUGGGGAAAAUAGGAGUCCCACUAGAGACUCAAACUUGCCAUGUCAGUUAGUCUGCCAACCAGCUGUAAAGGAGUUUUGGAGGACGUGCUCACAGCUGCACACUUCUGCCUUUCAUUGCAACCAGCUACUGUCUCUAAGAAAAAUAAGUGAAAAAUUCAAUAGAGAGGUUUUCUGAAAAACCAGAACACAUACAAAUCAUACAGAGCAUGAGAGUACGUGGAAUAUUUUAACUCAAAUCUUUUUUCAAACAGAGGAUUUAUCCUGAAUGUCGUGGCCGGAAACAGAAAAUAAGUGUUCUGAAUAAACAGGAACGACUGGUGACAAAAAUGUGGUGAUAUAUUUUAGCCAUUUUGCCCUUCCCUGAAAAGAUGACCUGGCAGGGACAGUCAUAGACAUUAUACAAAAAGAUUAAUGAUGUCCUUUAGCAUCCGAUUAUGAUUAUUUUAGUCAGGAGAAAUCUGCACUUGAUCGAUGUUUUUAAUUUUCUAUUUUAGUUCUUGUUUUUGUUUAGUUAAGCAGAGUCCUGUCCCACCCUGAGAGAGCCUGUAGGUUAGCACAAGGACUUCUCCCUGCUCUCAUUAACAACAGCAUGUGGGUUCUGCUCAAUGCUUUAGCUAGCGAACAACACCAAAACACACUCACUCCCUCACUGACAUUUUUAUCCAUCUCUGACCUCUCUUGACUCUCUUUCUACCUACUUGUGGUUUCCUGAACAGACCAGGUGCUGCACCACUCCUCUGCAGAUGUCUGGCCUCACACCUACGUCUCGCAGGGGCUGUACUGCCUGUCGUCCUCGGACGCCUGGGACCCAAUCACCAGCCAGCCCUCAGGUGUGGCCUCACCUGGCGGGGGCUCCUACAUCAUGGCUGCUGGUGGGAAUUGAGGAUUUCCUCAGUUAUGUUAAAAAACUGAUUCCGACUAUUAAAGCGCUUUACGGUCGUUUCAGGUGGCAGCAGUGGAGCAGGGGGCACACCUGGGGAGGGGUACGAGGGGACGGUAGGCAGUUUUAUUCAACAGCAACAGACUCAUCUCGUCCUGCAGCAGCAAACCCAACUCCAGCAGCUCCAACAGCUCCAUCACUUCCAGCAGCAACAGUUUCUGCAGUACCAACAACAGCAGGUCAGAAACUAAAGCUUUUUUUUCUUCAAUGUUUACAUCCCGGAUAUAAAUUUUGAAAACAAUCGAUCAUCGGUUGUUAGUCGAAACUUAUCUAAUAAAACAUUCAAGCCGAAGUGUAAGAUAGUAAAUGCAGGCAUUAAUGGUAAAGCAACACUUUAAACAGAAGCAGCCUCAUGAGGAUAUUGAGUGGGCUUGAAGCGAGAUUUUGGUUAUUAAUAAACCAAAUCAGAUCCUACUUUAUGUGUGAAUUCUUUUUUAAAGCACUGAAUCUAAGGAUUGACGUUUUUCUGAUCACAUGUCAAAGCCACUUCUGGUUUACUUUAGAGAAAAAUGCUAAUUUAAAUUUAAAAGGGAUGAGAAUUCUUUGUUAACAAUACAAGUCACCUUAAAUUAGUUGUAAUGGACAUGAUGGCAACUCUCCAGAUUGUGUUAUCUGCGUCAAAGGAAAAGUACAAGCCAACAAAAUAACAAACAAAAUGUUUCUGCUGUCAAAUAAAGAGAUGUCAUGUCCUGAAAAAUACCAGACCGACCCAAAUAUAAGACAGGUUAUUAUUCUUGGAACACAUCAGAAGUGGGACUGUCUUCUAUUCAAGGCUUAAGGAAUUAAAUGCCAAGACAGUGGACAGCACCACUCUUCUGUAAAGCGACAUCACUCACUGCUACAGUGCCAGGAGGAUGUCAGAUGGAGAGCUAUGGUGACCGGGGCGAAGUGGUACAAAUGUAGGACAAGUUAAAGAGUUAUGAUACUUUUUUUUAAAGAAAAGAAAAACAAAGAGGGCAGCACAGAUGGUACACAACUGUCAAAGAGCCAAGAUAUAGAGUACAGCAGAGUGUAACAUCUGCAAAUAAAGACUUUUUAAGGUGUGCCCAUCACCAGACCUCUCCUCCAUCCCAUUACAGCGUUGAAGUUGUAGAAAACAUUAUUUUAUUCCUGACAAUAAGAUAAUGACUUCCAGCUUUCGGGCUUCUCAGAGGUUUUCUGCAAAGAAGUGAAUCAUACUGCACCAUGGCGUCGAAAAGACACUUCAAGCUUUCUUGACCACUCGAGCAUUAUCACGUCUCAGAGCUCAUUAAAAAAUGGAGGCUUGUAUAAUAACAGAAAAAGGUCAGGGACUGAGUCACAGAAAAGGUGUACUGAUCCCAGACCACAGUAGAAAUGAGCUUGUUAGCUUCACUGGGUGUAUUAUACGGUUCGCCUAGUAUUAGGCACCAUUAAAUAUAUCAAAUUACAUUUAUAAUAAAGCUUUUCAGUCAGUCAGUCAAUUUUCUGAGCAUCGGCCUAUGCUAAAGAGCCUGAGACGUCUCCCUAAUGUUCGCUGCAGCUUCAUCCCCACUCAUAAUUGAGGGGAUAUUUAAAGUGGAAGCAGACUAUUAUUAGAGACCGGGAAAGUGGGGAAAAACAAUCGAAAAAAAUCUGAUCUCCCCGUGUUUGGCGAGGUUUGCCAAAAGCUGGAGGGAUGAAAUUGUCAUAUUUUGGCAUGCUUAGGCUGUGAUGCAGAAACUAAUUAUGGCAUUGUUCUCUGUUCAGAGGGUUAGCAAAUACUGUCAGGAACUGGGGGCUACGGUUUUUGGCAACAUUCAUGUUGUGAAUAAAAACUAAGGCCAUUAAUAACCGACAUACACCCCUCCUUGUUGAAGUGCACCCUUGUUAACUCUCCCUCUCUGUUGUCUCUGAUUACAGUCCAUGGAGCACAGGCCACACAGUGCCUCCCAUUCCCUCCAGGCCACUCCCAACAGCACUAUCCACAGUCUCGGUCCUCCCACCCAUCCUCGUUUAGCCGACCUGUGGGGCGCUGCGCAGGUCGAGGCUCAUCAUGUAGGCACUCGCCUGCUGAAUCCAAAUGGUCAGAUUACAGACUUUGCGGACUAGAUUGAACAGUCUGACAGAUUCAGCGAGAGAAGCUAAGAAAAUUUGUAAGGGCAGAGGGCUGCAUGAGUGUCAUUACAGCCAAGCAAAGCAAAAGCAAGCAAACGGCGAAAGCAUCUAAAUUUAGUCACUGUUAUGAAAAAGUGAGACAACACUGCAAUGACUGCAUGUCUGAUGAUCGAUCAUACUCUCUUGCUUUUGUUGUUUCUCAGGCACGUGUCCUCCAAGGUGAAAAAACGGAUUUUCAUAGUUGAUGUCAAGAUUUUGCACAGGAAGCCUUUAUGGUCUUUUUUUCAUGUUUGGCAUUCAUCCUGGCUAAUCUGUUUCUGUUUCUGGAUCUGGCUUUGUUUAUAUCAGCAGGCACAAUUAGCACACAUCUGUAGUGCAGUGAAUGAUGGGAGAAACUGCCAGGGGGAGUCUGCAAGGUAGGAGACAGGCUGGAAAUCUGCAUGGAGCACUGCCAAAAGUCUGCAUGACAGCCAAGAAUGGACCUGAUGAAUUUUGACAACGGUCAUCCUUAACACCACCCAGUCCUCAGGGUAGCAUGCUAUGAAGUCCGCAAGUUUGCAACUCUAGGCAUUUGGAUUCAGCAUCUGUGUCUGUUGUGCUCGUCUAAGUAUCUGUUUUUUCUCUCUGAUGUCCUGCACAGGCGAACCAAGCUGUGGUUGGGACAGGGGAGCUCAUAUUCUGCUUGUUCAUCCUUCUUCCUGUUUUCUUUGUCUGUUUCUUCCUUUGAAUGAUAUCAGCAACUGAAAUUGAACAGUCAAUGCCUGUGACUAUAUGCCCUUCGAGUUUAAAACCCAGUGCAAAAACGCAACAAGGAAUUAAACCAGCAAAUUGAUCUGGUUUACAGGUGGACAUCAUCGGGCAGCUGAGCGGACAGAUGGCUGAAAUGGUCGGAGGAGUGGUAGAGACGGUUGGAGAGGAGCCAGAGCCCGAGUCUGAAGGGAUACCAGAGCAGCAUGAUGAGGAAGAGGAGGAGCUGACAAAGGUGGGUCUACCUCUGGACCUCUUUGCUUCAAAAAAAUCCUUCCUCCCAGGUCUUUCUUUGAACAAGACAUAGACUGGAGUAGGGCUGGGCAAUAAACCAAAAAUUUACCGAUGCCGAAGUUUACGACAUUUUGCCCAUGUCAAUAUAUUCAGUGUCAAAAGAAUAAAUAAAUAAAAGUUGGUUUUGGAUGUGUGAAGGUAGGCUAUGGUCUCAUGUCCCUUUAAGACACUGUCCUACAUCAGAGACGUGACUCCACCCUGUCCGGUCCGGAAAGACAGGUGAGGAGAUGGAGGACGGUUCAAAAGUUGCAGCGGCGGCUGAAGUAGACAAAGUUAACGUGGGAGGGGGUGAGCAGCUUGUGGAGAAGUUAUCCUCUGUUUAGCGUUAUUGAGGUGAACUGCUUGUGAUAUUGGCUUGAGGCCGUAUCGUCCAGCCCUAGACUGAAGGACAAUGAGGAAAACAUUCAGCAACAAUAACAACAACUGUAAUUAUACUGAAGACAAAUCCUAACCAUGACAAUAUAGAUGCGUAUAAUCUGAACAACAUUUAAAAUGAUUGUGACUGAGGUAUGACUUCACUCAUAUCCCCCAGGCUUUGGUCUAGAGCAGCAUGAUAGGGGCUGAUCUAUAAAAAGCUGGAUCUUUACGAUAAAGAAAGGAUCAGGGUUUAACCAUCGAUGUAUUUUUGCUGAAAAGUCAAACAACAGACAACUGAGAGAAACUGGGUAAUAAUUCCACAAAAGAGAGGCUGAGAAAUAAAGGCUCUGUCCCCCAUUUGAGGAACAGCUUAACUGGGUUCGAUUACAGCUGACACCUGUGAGUCCUCAAAGCUGAUAUAUCACUGCGAUUAGAUUAAGCGAAGACAAUGGGCUUAUCAGUGUCACAAAACUUGAUAACACAAUGAGGACAACAUGUGAACGUUUAGCCUCGUGUUGAGGAAGAACAGAGCUCUUAUCACCUGUUAUACAGCACUGCAUGGAUGUGUUAUAAAAUCCUGAUGAAGAGGACUUGUAUGAUAUUCAAGAUGAGAACGAGAGAAAAGCCCAGAGACUUGAUAGGUGAGCAUAAUCCAGAGAUGCGACUGUUCUGAACACUUCCUGUCUUUGCAGGUAGAAGAGGUUACAUUAACCUUGGAGCCAGAGCCAUCCUCUUUGACCCCAUCCCCUUUGAGGGAGGACGCCUCGUCUACAAGGGGUUCAAGCCCAGGACUGCCAGCACAGACCACUGAAACUGUUGCAGAGAGGACACCGUUCGAAGUCACGACCUGUGUCGUCCAAUUGCUGGAGGAGAAAGAGGAAGAGGCAGGAGAGGGCUCGAUCGUCGUCGUUGCGACCAACUAAUUCAUACAACCAGAGGAAAAAACUGGAAAGAACAUAAAAUGAAUACUCCAAUAAUCAAUCAAGCUAUUCUAUCCCAACCCCGACACCCACCCAACUAUUUACACAAAGAGUCGGAGGAAAAAUGAGAGGACAUUUGUGGGUGUUGGAUGUAAUGUAAAACUAAAUGCCAAGAGGAAAUAAGGCCUAAUAUGUGACAAUGAAUUCAUGACGUUCAAAGCAGGUGAGACUUAAACUGAGUGACUGCUGAAAGAGUCUGUGUGAAGAGUACAUGGAUUCACCAAUAGUCUGGACCAAUGGACCAAAGAACCAAGACCGAGAGCCUCACAUUCAGUGAAUGGAUGUACGUGAUAGAAAAGCAGAGGAGACACAGGGCCUAUUUAAAUAUACAGUGCAAUACAGCAAACGUGGACUCAAUAAGACGGGGGUAACAGUAUUUGCUAAUAAUGUAAGGGGUUGGUUGGGUUUUCCUGAACACCAGAAUUUUGUUUAUUUCCCAUCUAAUCAACUUGGUGAGAGGAGACCAUUUGAUUUGCUCAUUGGUGCAUUUGGAUCUGACUGACAGUUUGUCUGAGUCCUGCUUGAGAUUGUCAUAUGAGGCAAACAUGGUUCAAUUGGAUGCUCAGACGAAGUGAUGGUGCCAAACAUACUUGGAGUCAUUUGCAAACACAUGAUCCGGACACACAACCAAAAGAAAGUGCAUGCUUUUUAACAGUGACCUAGCCCUUACAGUAUAACACAGUAUACAAAGUAAUAAUAUAUCAGACUGCUUUUUAUAAAAACAAGAAAACUCCAUAAACUGAUCUGUAUUAGUAUGAAUGUACGACUGUAUGUAUGUGUGUAUGUAUGUUUGUAUGAAUGUAGCUUUGUUUGUGUGUUAAAUAUAUAUAUUCUGGGAAAAUGACCUCGG
Xyrichtys novacula (pearly razorfish) is the source of this 52428-nucleotide messenger RNA. The record is from the annotation of a GenBank genome assembly. Lineage: Eukaryota; Metazoa; Chordata; Actinopteri; Labriformes; Labridae.